AGCUCUUCUUUCAUUCUUUGAGUGAGGGAGGAAUGAUACACAAGGAGAAAAAAAAAGCACUCCAGCAGGCGAAAUCAGACUGUCACAAGAAGAGCACAAGGAAAUGCAAACCGACACUCCCCUUCAUAAAGCACCAACCAGCACUUGGAGUGACUGGCCGACCAGUGGAGUCUAGCCGCCUGAAGCAGAGCGCCUGCUGUUUGGAUGUGUGCAGCCCCCUGGACUUGGUGGGAGGGGGAGAAGUUUCCCCAAAGACGCGCUUGGAUCACUGAGUGAGAGAGAAACGAUGCCUUCCUCCUCCAGCCUAGUCUCACAAGCUACUGCUCAGUGGAUUUGCUGAUUUCCCGAAUUAAUUUUUUUUCUGCAAGUUAUUCAACGGGACUGAGGAGAGAUUUUGAGCCAGAGGAUGCUCCCACAGGUCAUUCGGAUUCUGUAUGUCUUGUCGUUCUGCUUUUUCCAAGGAGGCUUUAUCAGGUAGUGCGCAAAAUAUCAAUAUUUCUUAUUUUCUCGCAUUAACUGCUUGAAAUUAACUUUUUGACUGUUUAAAACAAACCAUAUCGUCAUUCUAUGCACUUUUACGCAGCUCUCUGUAUCAUUUUCUAUUGUUUUUAUGUGUUGUCAAGACGAGGCAACGGCUCAGCUUGCAGCUAAAAACCAUCUAUGUGUCAGGUGUUGUUGCCUUUUAAUGCAGUUUAUGUGAACGAGAGUUACAAAGCGGUGCACGCGAGCGCUAUCUGAGCAACGUGGGCAUGAUUUCACCAAGAUAAUCCAACAUUUUACGCACGAAACGAGCGGAGAUCUCUUUGCAACAUUCGUGAAAUAAAUUCAUCUACACUCUCAGUUUACAAACGGAAAGCAAGUGUAACCUCUGUGAAUUAUCAUGUGCUGUCAUUACAUACCAGACUACAUACCAAAUCGUGUUUGAGUGCGCUGUGGAAACCCAUCCUGGUGGCAAACUACCUGUGGAAUUCACGCUCCUCAUGAAGAAUUGAUGAAUGGGGGUUUAAGUAAAAAUUAAAAUCUUGUGUGAGAUUCGACUGUGUGAUACUAAAUCCACUCGGUGAUUAUUUAUUUAGCAACAGCAUACGGACAAAAGGCUUACUGGGAAACGUGCCAUUCAUUGUUUACUUUGCAAAAACUGAAAGAUCAUGCGCACAAGGAAUUCUUUAUCUUUGAUGUUUUUUGGAGAAGUGUUUGGCACAGGGGCAGAGGGGGUUCAUUAUUGUCAGGAAAAGGGGGGCAAGCUCCAGUCAAAGCGUGUUAGGUGUGUCUGGGGACAGGGGAAACAAACACACCCCUCUCUACCUCCCCUUGUUCUCCCUCUCAGACCAGCAGCAAAGCCUCCUUUUAUCUCUCCUCUCUUGUUGCCUCUCUCUUUUUCUCGGUGGCGGAAACUUUUAUUUGCGGUGAACACUUUACUUAUUUCAUGCCCUGCCACCCUCAAGGUGUGAGCGGGAGGGAAUUAGGAUCUGCAUAAUCCAAGAGCGGAACAGAACCGUGACUCCGUGAACCCAGGGGCGAGGAGAGCAGCCCUUAGCCUGUCAACUGACAGCACCUCCUCCGAGAAAUUAUAUGCUCUCCUGCCAGCACUAUCUUCUCCUUGUGGGGAAGAGUGUGAAGGAAAAUGAAGGUAGUGAAUUGGGCAGGUGUAAAAUACGAAAUCUGAUGAAGGCGUGGGAGAGAAAUGGAGGGAGAAAACGGGAGUGGAGCAAACGAAAUGCGAACAAGAAAUGCAGAGGGUGAUUCAUUUAACUUGAGGCAGCGAGGAGAUUAGUAAAGUGGAGGAGUGAUGGAGAGAAAUGGUUCAGAUAGGAGAGAAGAGAUGAGACGGGGAGAGAGUAUAGGGUAGGAGAUGGGAAGUGUCAGAGAUUCAAAGAGGAGAUUGUCAUGUAAAAUAGUGCACAGGCUGGAUUGGUGAGAUAGGGUUUGAAUUACAUGUUUGUCCAUGAGAGGAAAUGAAAAAGAGGAAAGAAAGGUGUAAAUAAUAAAGUUCAUAUCAGAGACCGAGCGGGUGAAGUCUGAAGGAUUUGAAUGUGGAAAGAAAGUGGUGAGUCUUUAUUGUUGCAAUGAUUCAAGUCUGUUAGAAACCCAGAGUUUGUACUGAAGCUGUGCAGGGUUUAAGAAAGGCACAGUAAAAGGAGAGAAAAGAAACAAAUCUGUAAAGAGUUUGUGCUGGUGAAGUGGUUAUUUCACAGUCAGAGUAAUGGUGGAUUGGCUUUUAUUGAUGCAGUGUGAAGCGAGUUGUCUGUUGAGCUACAGUGCAUUGUCCAGUUCACUAAUUUGGCGUACAGGUUGUUGCAUAUCUUUAAUUUGACAGAUGUUUCCAUCAUUUUUUUCCAGAUUGACUGGUUUGAGGCUUAAAGUGUAAGGAGAGAAGAUUGAGUUAUAUUGAUGCUGAUUAGUGCUGUAUAUCUUCCUCUAGUGCUCUAUAUCUUUCUAUACCAUCUGGACACAUUGUUAGCUGAAACCAAAACAUGUUUUUAUGAGGAUGUUUUUCACUCUGUUGGAUCACAUAUACACACUUGAGCCAACAGGGGGCUAUAGAAAGAUUUAGAGGGGCUGCUGCCUAUUAUAUAAUACAGCAGGCUAACCAAUAAGUUGCUGUCUUUGAAAAACAGUCAGCCAUAAUCCAAGCAAGACUGUGUUAUAAGCUGUAUGUGACACCCACAUGAAACCAUCUUAGUGUUUUUUUUUCUGGGGAAGAGCAUUUUCAGAACAAACAUAUCUAUCUUUGAUGAGCCGAGUGAAAUGCCAACCUGUUAUACUUUUGGACUGACUUAAGCCAGAGCUUGAUACCAUUGAUACAUCUGUACUUUUCCACUCUGACAAGUCCAAAUGACACAAUACAUACACAUUUACUGUGGAGGUUUUUGUCUGAAUGGAUUCAAUCCUGAGAGGAGUUUGACUGAGAUUGAGCCUAAAACUUAAAGCUCCUGUGAGGAACUUUCAGUUUGACAAAGCAGUCUUUGUUUAUCCUGUCCUGUACAUGAUAAAGUAGUGAUUUUUGACAAGAAGCUCAUCCUGCUGGUUUUUGGUUGUCAAAUAUAUUUAAUGUGAAUAUUAAAAACAGGGCUGUUUCUUCAGCUGCCUGGUUUACACCUACCCACUUACACCAGUGUCACGCAUCAAAAACUACAAUAUAAAAACCAUUAAGUCUUGUUCCUGAUGGUCUUGUUCGCUUUUGUUUAUCAUGAAAAAGCAUUUAUAGACAUUUCAGUCUAGUUCAUAGAUGUGAAAAAACUCCUCACUGGAGCUUUAAUAAAUUCUAGUUCAACUUUAAAGCUACUGUGAAGAGUUUUAAGCUGUUCUGAAACAGAUAAAGAAAUUAUAGUGUUGCUUUUGUAUGACCUAAAAAAGCAAUCAAGACUCAAGAAAUGUGACCGACAAUUUCCGUUGUCAUCUUGAACACCUGUAACUGCUGUAACUAGUCGAUACAAGGAUGUAAAUGUCACAUCAGAGGAUUACAAGCCCACAGUUAGUGAUAAAUUUGGCAGAAAAUAUUAACAUUAAAGAUCAGUAGGAAGGUUUGACGCAUCCCAUCGUCCACAGGUGGGUACAAAAUCAACACAAACUGUUCCUCAAAGGAGCUUCAUUACAAUUAAUAUGAGGAAUAAGUCAACGUUUUUCACAAGAUGUUUUGAGGGUUUCUCAUAAUUUGACAAAUCUCAUUGUCAAGUUUGAUCCACAAGUUCUACCAUCUGGUAUUGAGCUAAAUUAGCAAGCUUCUUCAUAUGUUCACUCUGGGGUCAUAGUUAGCAGUUUGUUCUAUUCAGUUUCUUGGUGCCCUAAACUUUAAACUGAGUGUUCUACUGAAAUGCUCAAACCAUUAACUUGACCUGUAUGUGGACAUGCCAGCAAUGGACACAUAAGUUGUGCUAAUGUAUUCGCACCCUUAGGCUACUGAUGUGUGUCUGUACAUUACCCUUUACCUCAAUGCUGUGUGCUACGCUUCAUCUCAAUUAGCCAAGGAAGCUCACCAAGGAUUCCUGCUGUCCUUGCCUACGGUCAGGGAGCGAGAUCAUGAGUCAGAUGUGGGAAUAUCAGUGGAUAUGUCUUAUUAUCUGAUGGAGCGAGGUCAUCACGGGCUGGGUUAUUGGGUGUCAACUUGAUAGAGGGUGCGUGUGUGUUUAUGAGCGAUACAUUUCGAGGAGGUGGUGCUUUCACUCCUAAAAUAAGGAGAGAUUAAUUCAUUAGUGUGCCACAUUCAUAGCUAAAACUUUGUUUCAAAUCAAGUCAUGGAUUGUGGAUGUGCAUAUUGUUGUGGACAUCCCAUUUUCUCCUAUUUGGUUGGAAUAUGUGGUGUGUUUGUAAUGUACAGUAACUGCACUGCGGGGGAAAUAUUGUUUGGUGGCAGGUUUCUUGUUGCCCAGUGGAUGCCCAAUUAUGAUGAUUUGGACACCACAGGAUACCUCUUGUGCAAUCGCAGUUAGGUUUCACAACAACAACAACAACAAAAUGUCUGCUCAAUAAUAAUUAAUAAGUUAAUAAUUAAUCAUUAUUUUUAAAGGAUAAUCUUCAAAUUAAGGAGUAAAGCUCCCUAAACUCUUCGUUUUGCACCAUCCUCCAACAAAACAGUGUUCAAGGCUGGGCGCUCAUUAUUUACUGUUUUGGAUCCCUGUUUCACACAAACUGUGUUGAGCAGUGUACCCUUGCAGCAGGCAGUUUAACAACUUGUGAUGCAUUAUUUCAGUAAAAGUCUGUAAAAGUUUGAAUCUUACUUAAAAUCCAUUCGCCCCAAAGCAGCCGCCUUUCACAUACGUCAAGCCUUGUUUCAUUAGAUUCUUACAGCAUGAUUGUAAGUUUCCCCCUCGGUCAAAGGUUAAAAUGCUCUCCAGCCAAUUUCCGCUUAACAGCUAAAACCUGCAAGUCAGAGGGCGUGAAGUGCAGAAAGGGGUGAAAAGUUUGGGAUUGGGUCAGGCCAGAGUGAAAAGGAGUGGGUGAAUAUAUUUUGAACUAAAUGACGUCCCUUAGGACAACCAACCUUGAGCAGAGUUCACUCUUAGCCUGUAAACUAACUUCUUGACUGGACAAUAGCUGUGGGUUAGAUGCUGCACCACAUUAUUCCUCAACUGCUCAGAAAGUAACCUGCCAAACUGAGAAACAGAGCGUGAAAAAAGAAGAUGCCUAUUGAGCGGAACAGUCUUCUUUGGGUGCUGUGUGCCCACUGUAAUACUCUGCUCAGUGUGAUUAUGAUAUAACCAUAGACUGUAUAUACUAUGGACAACUUGGUCCCGCCUUCCGCCAGUACACAGAUUUGAAGCCGAAAAGCUCUUGGUAGUUUCACGAUUUUCCUCCAUUUCCUGAAACCAACAUUGCACAUUAGCAUUGUACGCAUUCGGUGGGAGAAUCGCUGUGAUGACGCUCGGCUCAAGCAGCGUAUCCCCCCGGUGAGCUACACAAUCUUCGUACACCUAUAGGCUGUAUCAAGUGUCAAUCAUAGAAAACAUGAACCCUCUAAUAACUUUUAAAAAUGGAGCUGUACAGAAAAAAGAGGACUUGAGCACAAACCAGUCUUACAGUAACGACAUGCCAACAUUGCAACGGGGGGAGAAAAAUUUAGAUUCUGUGUAAUAAAUUUCUAAAGUUUGUCCACAGCUCUAUCAGGAUUACUGGAGGAGGCGGGAUUGAUGACCUAUACUGCACCCCGUCAACAGAGGGUGCUGUUCUCUGAGUGGCUAUACCCCGUGAGGAUGCAGGCGCUGUCCAUUCUAUAUACAGUCUAUGAAUAUAACACCUCAGGAAACAGUCAAACAGGCGUCAUUUUAGAGCCAGAUUGAGUUACACAAAGCUUUUAGGGCCAAUUAUUGGAGAUAUUUUAUACCUAAUGGCUCAAGUGAACAGUUUCUUGUCAUUUUUAUGCAGCUUUUAACCUUUAGUUUAACACAGUUAUGCUUCUAUCUGGUGUGAAUGACCUUUAGGUUGUUCAUCAAUGGGUUACAGUGAUGUUGCAUGCAUAAUAUGUACGAGGGCUCUGAGUGGAGCUUGAGGAGACAAAGUAAAAAUAGUCUUUACUGCGCCCAGAGAAGCUUAAUAUGUUCCAUUUAAAAAGCUUGUUUUAAAACUUAGCCUUUUCUUUAGAGACCCUCUUCUGUUAAAACAACAGAAAAAUGCUGUUCCUCGCAGAAACACUGGAAAGAAGUAAACACAAUUUAGCCAGUCCAAACUUCAAACGCUGUGUUGUUGGGCGAGGACACAAUCUUUCUGUGAUAGCUUUUAAUUAAAUUCUGAUGGUUGCCCAGUCCCGGCUGGAAUUGAAGUAUCUGCAACUGCAAAGUAAUAUCUGCGGGCUAGUAAACAGUGAAGGGAAGAGGAAAGCAAAUAUUUUGGGCUUUAAUUUAAACGUUUCACAUCCCACAAGGAGUUGAAAUGGUGGCUCACGACAAAACAAAUGUAAAUGUGAAAACUUGAGAAUCAGAGAAGGCCACUUCUACCAGCAAAAAAAACAAAUAAAAUAAGCGCUCAAUUCCCAUGCAGGGUUUCAUUUGUUAAUUUGCUUUGUACAAGGCAGAGCAGUGUGAAAACUUCAUCAGCUGAAUGUUACUGAGAUUUCACCUUGGCAUGGGCCAUCACGGACAAUAUUGCCGCUCUCUGAUCCUCUCCGAAAACACAGGAAAUCCCCAAACACUUGGGCUGCUACACAGACUAAAGUGGCGAAGAGUGCUGACAAAAAAGAAGUGCGAGAAGAGGACAGAUGGGGUGUUUACGUGAGUUAAUGACUAAAAAAUGAGUGCCAAGCUGGAGACAAGAGCCGAACAGACGGUUCGCUCUCCACAAACAGCACCAGUGAACAGUAGUGGUGCACUUAUCAAUGAAAUAUGAAGACUGCAGAUACAAAGAGUGCUCAUCAAAAGACAAACAAAGGAUUUGUAUUUUGUUCUGGGGAGCUUUGGAGUCCGUAGAGGAUAUGUGAAAGAUUUAAUUUUAGCUUGUCAAAAAAACUUCAAAACAAGUCAUUAUUUAUUCGAGUAGAUCUUUUUGUGUAGAUUUUUUUCCUGCAUCUUCUUCACUUUGUUUUUUUAAGGCUGCAGAUUUAGAAACAAUGCGAAAUCAAACCAACAGUCUCAGAAACACUCACUAAAAGGAAAUGCGUUUUGUUUGGACUGCAAGAUUUGGCAGAUUUCUACCUGGCACAGCCCUUCAAACGAUUGGAAGUGAAAUCUGGUUUGUGGAUAGUGGAGAUCAAUGUUGGGCCCAAAUUACCAGAUGAUGAAGAGGCUUUUCUGAUCAAGUCUUUAACUUGCCAAAAGGCUUGUUAACUCAUGAUGCUAUCCUCAUGAUUUGAAACAUUUUGGUAACUCAUGAUUUAAAAUCUAGAUUAUCAUACCAAAGAGACCACAGUAAGACGAGGGACCAAGAGAGAUGGAGAAGCUGCUAGUGAGCCUACAUUUGUGUGUUUUAUGUUUCAACACUAGCAUGCUACUUAAAACUUCAAACAGGACUCAUCGGUGUAGGAGCCAAAUAUAUUGAUAUGACACCAUAAUAUGAGUUGCAGUUCACUUUGUGUGCCAUAGGUGUCGCCGUCUUGUUAUCAGGGGCUCAGGAAUAAAGGUAGCCAUGUCACUAUUUAGGGCAGGUGAUUGACCUGUGAUAUUUGUUUUUGUAGGACGGUAGAGGAAAGUCCUGCCUCCUUCGCCUCUGAUUGGCUAGAAAAGCUGGAAACGUCAUCACACGCUCAAGGGAAACGCAGGCUGUUGGCUCUGUACAUCAAACAGAACAUUAUUGCACUUCUGAAUCUCCUAACUCUAACCCUCACCCUAAUCCUAACCCGACAGACGAUGACGUUUCACAGCCAUUAGGAAUAACCAAUCGGAGCCUAGCACAUCUACCAUCCUACAAAAAAAAAUUCACGACCCGGAAGGACUAAAGGUUUUUGACCGCUAUGGCGCUAAAUGCCAGCAUUUUUCUUUUUUCAUUGUUGCUCAAUGUCAAUUGCAAAAUGGUAAUUUUGGUAAUGUUCAUCACGAUACAUUUUUGUUUGCUGCAUCUGAGGAACAUCAUCUGGACAUUAACUGAUCAUCAAAGACUUAUAGUGUAAGAAACCAGUAGCACGGCGCAUCAACAAGGUUACUCUGGGUCAAGCAUCUCAGUCGCUUCAGGUAUCAACUUCAUUCCUACAAUCAUAUAUCAAAUCCCCAAGAAUGGAUAGAUCAAUCUUUUCACUCCAAACAUCAGAUUCUCAGCUCUGUCUUUUCCCGACUACAAGUAAUGACCACUGCAGAUCUCUGGUCGGGCUCCUUUCUGUUAACACCUGUCUUUAAGGUCAUGUGAAGUAGAUAGUAUAAACUCUACCUCUACACCUAACUGUUUUAAACACAACUUCAGAGUGUUAUGUGCCAAUUUAAUAUCUUUUAAUGGAUGUAUAUUGGAGAUUUGAGAGGAAAUAUCUGUUAUCUUUUUCUUCUUCCGUAACAUGACCUGCUAAAAUCAGGUAGGGUUAUAAAACAUUUAUUGCAGGCUUUUUUUAUUUAAAGAAAGUCAAAUAAAAUAAAACAGGAAAAGGAAGAGCAUUCUUGGCCACACAAUGUUAAAUCCCCGACAAAUAAGUAGCGUCUAUCGCAGAGCUUCAGCGGGCUUUAGAUUUGUGUUUGGAUAUAAGGUGGAGGUGACAGUUUACUGAUGGUCUCUAACAUUAUGCCAGCCCUUUCGGUGUUCAGCUGACACCUGAGGCUGAAAGAUGUGACCGAUGGUUUUCUCCCCAUUUCAAUCAAACCACAAAUGACCUUUCUCUGUUUCUACCAUCUGAGGACAGAGUAAUUUUCCCCAAUAUUGUGAUGCUCAGGGAAAAACGGCAAACUAGACUGUGAUAUUGUGAUUUACUUUCUCUCAUGGGGGUGAAAAGUUUGAGUUUAAAUGCUUUAAUCAUAGAUAUCUCACUAAAAUUUCAUAUGACAUUCAGAAAGAGAAAUCUCUGUCUCUCCCUGUCUUUUUGUCACCCUCACUAAACCAUGCAUUUGUGAUUUGCCUCUGCUGCCAGCUAAAAUCAAAACCUCCAUGCCUCCUUAUAAUAAAUGCAUCAUGAAGUGUAACUGAUGAGCAUCAGCUCAGGGUAAACUUUUAAUCCGUGCAGCUGUGUGGACAGCUAAUGCCGAGCUAAAAGAGCAUUAAGAUGCAACAAUGUCCAUGGGUUCACCCGGGGAACUGCCACAUCCAGUCAGGCAUGCAUUCACACAGGUUUGGAUCCAACAUGUUUUUAUGCUUCCUGCACAUCACCCCCUUUACACAUCCAGGAUAGAAAGGGAUGCCACAGGUGAAAGCAAACUAGGCCUCAUGGCUACUAAGUGUUGCUGCCUGGAAAUAGGAAGAUUAAACCCAAACCAAACUGAGGGAACAAGAGGGAGAGGGGGAUAGUUAUGUAGGUCAUUAGUGAAGUAAAAUAACACCAUGAAUUCACCAAGAAUUAACGCCUGACUGCAGUUCCACUCAGCUCUAGCAUUAAGCACUCUUUAGUCUGUUUGGUUCCAUAACUCGGGGCUCAGACUUUAAGUGAUCUUGUUAACUCACUAGGGCUGGGCAACAUGGCCUCAAAUCAAUAUCACGAUAUAUUGAGCAGUUCACCUCGAUAACGAUAAAUGGACGAUAACUACUCCACAAGCUGCUCACCCCCUCCCACAUUAACUUAAUCCACUUUAGCCAAAACCAACUUUUAUUUAUUUUUUUGCCACCAAAUAUGUCGACACGGGCAAAAUGAUGUCCGUUAUUGUCGUAGAUUUCGGUGUCUGUAAGUUUUCGGUUUAUCGCCCAGCCCUACAACUCAUGUGCUACUUGCGCAGACAAGACAAAGUACCUCCCAAGUGUCGGCCACAGUGGCAAACGGAGCAGGUUUAUUGCCCUGUGUCUGGGUGAUGGUGACCAAAAACAACCUACCAAGGAAUUAAACUGCUAAUCUUGGACACAGCUUUUCCUAAAUGCCAAUGUUGCUCCCUCUCCGAUAGACAAUAGUAGACAGAUUGUGUUGACAUCUUGCUUGGCCUCCAAGAAGAUACAACCAUUUAAAACUCUAUUUAACACAUGGUCAAAAUCAAUCAAGAGGGCAUGCUGGUAAUAAUUAUGACAACAUUUUAUAUCUAUAUAUAAAACCCUGAUCAGCUCCACUUAAUCAGUCUGGAAUUGAUUUUGGUGUCUUCAUCUAAGCAACAAAAGUAUACCUAUUUCUUUACAGUCAUUUUCAAAGCCUUGAAAGCUGCUGCAAAGUAGGUUUCAUGUUUCAUUGGCGUGGCCCAAAUUUUACACUCAUAAGAAACUGUAAAAACAGGCUGUUCCUGUAGCUGCGGUUGACACUUACCACCCAGCACCACUGUCAGGCAUUAAAGAUUAAAAACAACAAUUGUCACGCUUGUUGCUGAUGGUCCUGUUUGUUUUAUGGAUCUCAUAAAAAAGGCAUUAGUGUGAACAUUUCAUCAACAUAAAAAAACACCUCACGGGAGCUUUAAAUAAACAACCAACACUGAAUUAACUAGUCUACAGCUAUGUGGACAAACACUGAACCAUCUCCAACUUGAAAGAUAAGUUCCAUACUGAAGCUUUUAUAAAUUUUAAACACCAAACAUCGAGCAGAAUUAUUAUGAUAUUCAGUCAAGUAUUAUCUUUGUUGGAGCCGUUACAGAUGAGAAGGUUUAAAUUCACUUCACAGGGAUUAUAGACCACAGUUAUGCCUGUAAAAAUAUUUUCUCCUCAACAUUGUCACCCUGGACAAGGACAAAACUACAGCAAAAUCCGGUGCUAGUCUCAUCGCUAUCCAGGUAACUAAAUAUGUGACACAGCGGUAGAGUAAUACGAUUAUCUGGACCUCCCCGCUCUUCUUCUCUGGCCCAGGCAGAUUAAAAUGGCCACUUAUUGACUGGAGCAGCACUUUGGCUCAGAGGUCCACUGCUGUAGGUCAUUAUGUUCUCUGCAAUUAGGAACAUGAAGUGGAGGGACAUUAUGAAGCUCUCCAUCAUGUCAUUAUGCCGGCCCAUACAGUCCAUGUUGAUUAAACUUCACUUUCAGGGAUAGAGGAAAAGUCUGGCCAAUGUAAAAAAAAAACCCUGACCUCAUAAUGUGUGGUUGGACAAAAAGAAACAAUGUGCAGUGGAGUCAAACUGAAGCUCAGCUAUGUAAUUGAAUCAAAAUCACAUUAAAUGAACCAUUAAGACGGCUGCGCUGCAAUCAAUCAGUAAUUACACAGGCUGGUAAUUUAUCAGCUAAAGACUGCAGGCUAAAGCUUACAGUAAUAGAACAUAUUUCACUUAUUAAUCAUUAACUAGAAGUACAAAUUACACUCAAUCCGAAGCCUCUGGCCUUGGUCAUGUCAGGAGGCAAAAUUCGUCAUAAAUUGACAGCCUUGUAAAUAAAUCAACCUCUUAUUGAAAUUCAAAACAAAUGUACAGUACAUGACAUUUCGUAUGCUGCAAGAUGAAUCAAUAAUGAUCGAAAAAGUAAGAAAGUGAGUGUUGCGUCUGUGCAGGUCCAUGUUGAGACACAAUGCAGGCAUGUGUUUAAUUCCCCUGUAAACUGAGUGAAUUAGAGGCAGAUGUUUCAGGUUCAGGGUACUUCAUUUGUGCCUAUAAGUCAAUUUCUGUUGCAGCAAAGGGGUUACAUCCAGUUUGACAGCCAAUUACAAAACAACCACGCAAAACAAUCAGUGAAAAAACUUUUAAAACACACUGAAACACUGAUUGGCUUCCCCAAUCACAAUUUAAAGGGAUAUUCGGGAAAUAAAAUUAAUUUAGGGUCAAACUCACCAUAACACCGAGUUAGACACCCCCUUGCCACAAAUAAUGCUCAGAACAGCACCUAACUUCAUCUACAGUACAUAUAGGGUCCCAGCCACAGUACUAGCCACCAAACAUCUUUUUAGCUUUGCCUGAUUUCUUUAGCAAAGAGACGAAACACGACUCACCUACUCUCUUCCAGCAGUCGCUUGUUUGUAACAAGACCUCAGGCUAGUCCAUUACGGACUACAGUGGGGUGACUCAGCUCAAGGAAGAACAUUUAUGAUCAUUUUUUCAUCAUUUCUUUGAAGUAAUAAUCACCACAUCAAUCAUUUUGAACUGCAGACGUGGUAGUUCUUCUGCCUUCGUGUCUCAGUCUGAUUGCAUUUCCAUGAAGAAAUGAUCAUAAAUGUUCUUCCUUGAGCUGCGUCACCCCGAGCAGUCCGUAAUGGACUUGCCUUAGGUCUCACUACGAACAAGCGGCUGCUGGAAGAGAGUGGGUGAGUUGUGUUUAGUCUCUUUGCUAAAGAAAUCAGACAAAGCUAAAAAUAUGUUUGGUGACUAGUGCUAUGGCUGGGACCCUAUAUGUACUGUUGAUGAAGUUAGGUGCUGUUCUGAGCAUUAUUUGUGGCUAUAGAGUGGCAUUUUGGUUGAGGUUUGUUUAUGGCUCGUCAGACCGCUGUGUAUUUUUAUUGUGUGGUCGUUACUUAAGUUUGUAUAACUAGAGAAGCAAGCGGUCAGCAACUUUCAUCUCUUGAGGGGGUGUCUAACUCAGUGUUACGGUUUGUUUGACCCUAAGUGAUAAAGGAUCACACCACACAACUGUUAGAUACUAUAGAAAGAACCAAACUGCAUGUCCAAAAAACAAGAAAUUUAACAAUUACACUGAUGGAUGAUGGGCUUCUUUGCAAUUGUUUGCUUUAUUGAUGCUCAGGAUGCUUCACUGUAUCAGCGUGGGACUCAAUAUAGUCUCAAAUAAGCAGUUAAUAUGGAUACAGCUGUGUAUUGAUCAGCAUACUGUAGUUAUCAGUUGUCUGACAUGCUUAAUAUAAGAGGGAUGUUUGCCAUAAAUGACCUGCAGGUAACUGUCGAUUAUACACAAAGCAAAUCUGCUUCAAGGGUAAAGCAUAACAGAUAAUGUUCUUCCACGAAUCCCUCCCCCUCUGACCUUGGGAUCACAGGCAGACUUUUCUCUCCACAUUAGUGAGAUGACUAGCUGUCCUUGUCAGGUGAGGUGCAGUUUUAAUGAUAUCGGAGUGAGAUGAAGUACAGAAAAAUAACCCUUUGCUGUAGCGGGGUCAGUUUUCAUCGGCGAAGAUGUUGAUGCGAAGAUGAUGGACAUUUACAGCUUCAAAGUUGGGGACAGAGUCAUCAAGAGGAUGAUUUUGGAAAAUACAGCUCUGGCUGAAAACUCUACUGAGGAUGUUUCUCAUUAUAAUUGCUACCUUGUCUUUAUAAUUAGGGUUAGUUUUUUUAAAAAUGAUCUUGAAAUUGUCUUUGGCACAGCAAAAAAACUGCUUAUGGGUGCUGAGAACUGGGUGAUGCAAGAGCCAUUUUCAACUUCUUGUUGAAUUACCAAUCAAGAAACCCCAAAGAGACUUUUCACCCGCCACAUACUGCUGACAGGAGGUUUGAGGCUUUUGCAUUGUAGCGUCUUUUUUCUUUCGUUCUUGCUGUUUUAGUUUUGCAUACAAAAAGUUUAAAAUGGAUCCAUCACAUGGCUAAUGUUUGGACAAGCACGCAAAAAGUAAAAGUCAAGUUUCAGUCUCUGUGAAACAUAUGGUUCAGACUACUUUCAGAGUAUUUUUUUAGAUCAUAUCCUGAGUCUUUAAUUAACUCUUCCCCUUUUCUUGAUUCAUCCGAUGGCCUGACGGGCAUUCAGCUCCCGUCCAUUCAGCCAGAUAGAAAUGAGAUGUUGCAAGGUUAGCAGAGCUCAGCUGAUAAUCAUCAUCUUUAUCAUUCUAUUAAUCAAGAGUUACAUAAAGUCUUUGAAACCAAAUGUAGUGAUUAUUGAUAAAACCAAUGACUAGGAUGGGGGUUGGGCAGGGCGACAUGAAUAAGAUCCUAAGAUGAAGCAGUCAGCAUGAUUUUUCAGAUUUGUGAGCGCUGGACUUACUGUAGCAUCUGCAUUUCCAUCAAUUUGAUUUGGUUUUAUUCACUUUUGGAUUUGUGGAUUAGGUUUUAUGUUAUUUGCGAGUGUAGUUACCCCUCUUUAAACAUUUGAAACCAUAAUGUGGGGUUGUCUGAAAUACUUGUUAGUUCAUAUUUUGUGCAAAAACCAAACUGGAACGUGCUCAGUGUACAUGAAAGUAUGUAAUGACAGCUGAUAUACAAUAGAGAUUGUCUAUGUCCCUGUAAGAUAUGCAUUUGUGGUAACAAUAACCAUCAUUAUAAAUGGUAAAUAGAUAGUUUAUUAAUGUAAGUUAAUAGUUACUUUACCAUUAACAAGCAAUGAAAAUAUGAUUAAUAAUUUACAUUAAAUAUUAAUGGACUAUUUAUUAAAGGUUUAUAUAGGAUUUAAAUAUUGUUGUAAAACAUUUAGAUUUAAAUAUGUGUCAGUAGCACUUUGUAAAUUAUUAAUAAGUGGUUUAUAAACCACCUAUGAACAUUACUUAGAUGGUUAUUCUAAAGUUAGGGUUAGGUUUUUAAAAUUGUAAAAUAUAUAAUUUAUUAAAUGGUCUAUAUACUAUUUAUAAACGAUGAUUAAACAUUAAUAAACCAUCUCCUUACCAUUUAUAAAUUGUCUAUUUACCAUUUAAAAGUUGUGGUUAUUGUAAAGUGUUACUGCAUUUGUUUGCACUUUUCUACUUUGCAGCAAUUUAGGGGCAAAACAAGAAAUGUUUCAACUUAUUGAAAUUGCUAUCCAUCACAGUAUUCAGGCUUAUUUCGCAGCUUCAUGUUGGCUGUGUAAAAGUGUUGUAUUAACCAGUUGAGUAUAAUGAAGUUAAUAAUGAAGCACAAAAAAACCGCAGUUCCCAGAAUAUCCACUUGAGGCUGUCUCCAAAAGCCAAAAAGAUCCUAUUAGAGUACAUAAUGAAUGCUCUUUUUUACAGCAGAAAAGAAACAUGUAUAAUAGCCUGGUGCGAAAAAAAAAAAAAGGUUUUUGUCUCGAUUUGGGCAGAGUGUUUUUUAAAUCCCUCACCCAUCAUGUCUGGACUCUUAAAUACUCAGAAAGUAAAAGCUGUCUUGGAUGUUUUUUUUUUACAGCCACGAAAGUGAAAAACGAAAGAAACUAAACUCAGCUGCAGAAUUAUGUGAUGAGUUCAAAGUUAAAUUUAAAGCCUGUGUUGGCUCAAAGGAUGAAGCGGUCAUUUCAAGGUAAUCCAGCUAAUAACUCAAAGCUUAAUGACGUCAGUUUUUGGAGUCACAUUGACAUUGGGUUUAAAGUGAUGUCCCAUUCAAGUAAAACGUGUCCUCCAGCAUUUUGACACAACCUGACCGUCUGGCUUCAUAUCCAAAGGACACGAUUUUAUGGUACUUUUGCUGCUACAAACUCACACUGUUAGUCAUGCAUAGACAUACUUUGUUCAUGAUUAUCUCUUGCAACACAGAGCUUCCAGAUCAUCCAUAGCAGGGCCGCAGACACAUCUCUUUAUCAUGUUGAACAGACACUGUGAGAGUCCAGAACGCGUUCUUUCUCUCAAUUUGGUGCUUGACUACAGAGACUCCCUGCAUUUGUCUGUAUGUCCCCACAUGACACCCACAUUGUUUCCUGAUACACAGUGUCAAAUCCUGGGGUUGUCUUUGGAUGAGAAAUGUUUCUUUUUCAACAAACAAGUGUCAUUCUUGUCAAAUGUGUACCAUGAUCCACAAAUACAUACUCUGAUUUGUCAAUGUGAACAGUCAUCUCUUACGGAGGGUUUAGAUUUUCAUAUGCAAAAGAGAGAGAGAAAAAACUCGAUGUAAAUAGCCUUGUAAUGGUAGCCUUUUAUGACCACCACUGCUUUUCCAGACAGAUUUAGACUACAAGAAAGCAGACACAAGGCUAAUGCUCUGACUGUGGGUCUAUAUUUACACCUGCCCUUGGAAAUGAGUCACAGCUGUUUCUUUGAGAUGUCACUGAACAACACUUCAGCUUAAGCAGGUGUUAAACUUUGGCAUAAUGUGAUAAUGGAGACUGCAGUCAAAGUUGCCAACCUAAUGAACUUAUCGGACAGUGCAAGACUUUGUUUAUAAACCAGUAUAGUGUUUGACUCAGUGACGGACGUUAGGGCUCAGCAAAUGGCUUUUAUUGACAACGACUAAACAAUGAGUCAGAACAUUUUAUAAAGAAUAUAAAAUGUUAACAUUAGUUAGUUUAAGCAUUAAUAAAGUGAAAUCAUGGCUCAAAUAAAAUCAAACCAAUGCAAAGAUUAAUAACGGAGAAUUUAGCUAAUACUCUUUUAGCACAACUUUUAGAGAGCAUGCAGCUGUUUUUAUGCCAAAUGCAGAAAUGCAGUAUUUGUGAGUUUGUGUAUAUACACAGUUACUGGCCAGUUUAUGAGGUACACCUGUUCAAUUGCUCGUUAACACAAAUUUGUAAUCAGCCAAUCACAUGGCAGCAACUCAGUGCAUUUAGACAUGUAGGGCUCUAUUUUGGUGCAUCGCCGGAGAUCUGCCGCAAGCGCAGCGUCAAUCAGAUCCGCCGCGCUGACAAGGCGUUCCCAAGCACAUUUUGGUAUUUUGGUGAGCCGCGCAGCCCGGCGUAAGUAUCCCCCCUCCCUAACUCAGCUCCUCCCGGCAGCAUAAAUCAUAGACGGGGAGGAGAGGGGGUUUAACACAGCCGAGACCUGUUUUCACCAAUCACAUUAGCUCCUCUCCUCGCCUUUAAAUCCGCCACAGGCGAGGCGUAUUACUAUUUUCAUGAAGUAGUCAAAGAGAUCAAGAGAUGUCUGAAGACAGUAAUGCCACACGAUGGCGACAGAGGGCAGCUGCUCAACAAGUGUCCUCCACACUCUCUCAUCUGAGCACAGAUGGAUUUGGUGUGCGUAAUGUUGGACCCACUGGUAAGACAAACACCCUUUUCCACAAAUAAAGACACUCACAUAAAGUUGCAUAUAUUCAAACCUCACGUGACAAAGGUGGGUUGAGCGCACAGAUCACAACAUAAACUCCAAAAAGGCAUUAAAAUCGGAACCAUCUGUGCGUAAAUGACGCAUCGCGCUCCGUGGCCUGGCUCUUUCUUUCAUAGAUGUUGGAAUAUAAAAUAAAUUUGGCUCACAAAACUGAAUAUUAUAAUAUCCGUAUGUCGGCUUAAAGUAGAUAACGCAUCUGAGCACUGAAACAAAUCAUCUGUUCAGCCGCAGCAGCAGCAGGAAGACGGACAGAGGACACGGAGACGUGUCCAGGUCGAGCUGUGCGAGAAAUAAGAGGAAGAAAGAAAAGGAGGGAGACACAUUACAUAUCUUGUUAACUUCAUCAUGUGUGUUUAUUUACUAGAUAUUUAAUUUAAUUUGAUGCAGUUUCAGCUGUAUUGAUUCGGUCAGGUUGUGUGUCCAAACGCGUGCCAAACGCGCUCAUCAGAUCAGAUAUAGAUCAGAAUAUAUCGAUAUAGAUCUAAAUGUAUGUGCUGACUCAGAUUAAUAGUUGUUGAUCAUUAUUUAUUGCACUGAAAUGUGCCUGACACUGUGGAAACCUGCCGGUGAGGCAUCAGUGACGUAUGUCGAUACGCCGCCGGUCUACCAAAAUACUACUGGACCAGCUGCGUUCCGCCUUGCGCUGAAAGCUGACCAGGUUUGAAUCGGCGAGCUUUCAGCGCACGUUACACGCCAGUGGCGAGCACGAAAAUGUCACUGCGCCAGCUGAUUCUGUCAACACCUCCCCCUGCCACGCCACCACGCCCAGCUUGGCGGAUCUCGGCUCGCCUCAGUUGCUCGUUAACACAAGUAUCUAAUCAGCCAAUCACAUGGCCAAUCACAGCCAAUCAAAUGCAACUCAGUGCAUUUAGACAUGUAGACAUGGACAAGAUGACUUGCUGAAGUUCAAACCGAGCAAAAGAACAGGGAAGAAAGGGGAUUUAAGAGACUGAAUGUGGCAUGGUUGUUGGUCUGAGUAUUUUACAAACUGCUGAUCUUCUGGGAUUUUCAAAAAUAACCAACCAGGGUUUACAGAGAACGGUUCAAAAAGGAGAAAAUAUCCAGUGUUGCAGCAGUUGUGUGGACGCAAAGGCCUUAUUAAUGUGAGAAGUCAGAGGAAUAUGGACAGACUGGUUCAAGAUGAUAGAAAGGCAACAGUGAGUCAAGUAACCGCUUGUUACAACCAAGGUUUGUAGAGUAGCAUCUCUGAAUGAACGACACAUUAAACCUGAAAGCAGAUUGGCUACAGCAGCAGAAGACCACACUAGGUGCCACUCCUGACAGCUGAGAACAGGAAACUGAGGCUAAAAUUCACACAGAUUCACUAAAAUUGGACAAUAGAUGUUGGAAAAAAUCUACCUGGUCUGAUGAGUCUGAAUUUAAUCUUUGACGUUCAGAUGGGUCGGAAUUUGGUGCAAAAAACAUGAACGCAUGAAUCUACUCUGUCUUGUACUAACAGUUCAUGCUGCUGCUGCUGGUGUACAGGUGUGGGGGAAUUUUUUUCGGCACGCCAUACCAACUGAGCAUUGUGUAAACACCACAGCCUACCUGGUUAUCUUUGCUGACCAUGUCCAUCCCUUUCUGACCACAGUGUACCAUCUUCUGCUGGCUACUUCCAGAAGGAUAAUGCACCAUGUCACAAAGCUCAAAUCAUCUAAAAAUGGUUUCUUGAACAUGACAUCACAUCAUGGAUGUGCAGCUAACAAAUCUGCAGCACCUGCAAAAUCAAACAUCUCUGAGGAAUGUUUCCAUCACUGUCUUGAAAGCAUGCCAUGAAGAAUUAAGGCAGCUCUGAAGGCUACAGAGGGUCUAAUCCAAUACUAACAAGGAAUACCUAAUAAAGUGGCUGGUGAGUGUACAUGAUUUAUACAUCUGGCACCAGAACAGCUACUUAAUGGUCCAAGAGAUGUUUCUCAUUUGCUGUUUUACAAAUUCACUGUAACUCUUAAAUUUAACAUGUUGAGGGAUAUCGACACUACCCAACGGAUUAGUCUUUGAUCUUAACAGCAGAGGAUUAGGCCCUCCUUUACUCUGAUGUUCUCUGUCAGCAUCUUUUAGGUUUUCCAUUAUAGAAAGAAAAAAUCAUCUUCUGACGUCUACUUUUUUAAAUCACUGCAGCAAAAACACAGCAAGACACCCCCCUCGCAUUUAUACUUUAAACCUCCAUUUGUUUGAGUCUCAAGACGUUUCUAUGGUCAUCUUUGCUUUUGAAAAGGAUGCAAACAGUGUAUAUUAUGCCAUUUAUUUGUUUAAAUCCUCUGAGACACAGCAAGAAGAACCUUUAUAUGGGAGUUUACCAAAGUACAGAUGGCAUUAAACUGUUAAAUUACAGGCUCAGUACAAAAGUCUCAUUCAAAUGAAAAAGAAAAGGAAAAGAAGUCUUCAAAUUAGCCAUCUGAGUAAAUAUGAAAAUGUUCAUGUUUUUUUUUUCCAGUGAGCAGUGUAAGGAUCCACCUGAGGAAAGGUUUGAUUCCAAAAGCCCAAUGCUGUAUAUUUGAGAAAACCAAUGUUCGUUGUUAAAAUAUAACGAGCAGCAGUAAGUUUUUUGGCGUUCAGGAGGGGAAACUUUAAAAAUAUCUUGUCCCAUCAACAAUCCUUGGCAAUCAACAUUAAGUAAUCUGAGACUGGGUAACUGCCAAAACCAGUUUAGGGUUUUGUUGCAUGAAAUAAAACAAAAACUGGUAUUGUAAUGUUUCUUUUUUUAUGAUUUGUUUAACAGAAAUGUUUAUAACUGUGACCUGAAGUCUGUUAACCAUAACUCUCACAAUAAAGUCAGUUCAUUAAUCAAGUUCCCUCUUGAAAAUACCAAUAUAAUUACAAAACCCUCAAAAUGUCCUCUGAUAGUGCAGCAAAGUUCUCAUCAAAGAGUAAAAACAAACUUUCUUCUCUGGACAUUAUCUAGUCGUACACUGAGCGUGGUUAAAAGAAAAGCUGCUGUUUCUCAAAGGUUUCCUCCUGAACUGGUCUGAUUCUGAAAAUCCUCCAGACCCAGUUUCAUGGUGCCUUUGUCAUGAUGUUAGUUGCAUCCAGCAGCGUGAUCAAGCGAAACAGGCCAGAGGGUAUACUUCUACAACUUCUCUUUGUCCUCAACAUCCUGGCCAAAAAUAUGGGUCAUGUAGAGUUCAGUCAAUGUUAUGUGUGCUUGCGUGUGUGUUUUUGUGUAUAGUAUUUUAUAUACGUCUUUCUGUCUGCUUUGCUACAGCUGAUCUAAAAGCUUACUUUAUUGUAAAGACUGACAGCAAACCCUGGUCGGCUUUUGUUGCUUGGUUUAAACCACAGGUGGACCAUGACUGGAACUGAGGGCGCGCUGAUUCACUGCUGGCCUUUGGCUUUCUCGUGUCUCUCUUCUUAACACAGUAUCUGCUAUGAUGUUAUAGUCCUUGAGGGCAAAAUGAGCAAAGCACUAAAGCUUAUUUCCUCUAGAAGAAAGGACCUUUAGCGGCUGGUAACCAAGAGUAAAGAGACAGAGAAAAUAAGUAAAAAAGCAAAUGCGGAAAGGACUCCACAACAUUAGACGCUCACAGCAAAUUGCUAAUUGAAGGAAAACGAUGAUGUGCUUGUUUCGGUGUUACCUGCAGGUCAUUUUCAGCUAUGAGAGGAUGUGAUUUUCUUAAUGAGUGAUGGGGCUGACACCUCUAUCCAUAUUCAUGUGAGCGUAUGUUGCAAAUGGAGGACGUUAAUCAUCACUGAUAAGUAGACUAUGGCGUCUAAUUACAUGUUUACCGUACACAGACUGGUGUCCACCCCUGUAUAUGAAUCCAGCUGGGGUGAUUUCCCAGUGGCAUUUAAAACUGAAGCAGGAUAGACGGGGUGGGGGAUGUGGAGCCCAACAUGUGGGAGCACACUGAGCUGGUGAGAGUCUCAUUAAGGAUACACUGAAAAUGCACACACACACAUGCUGUGGUGCUUCGUUAUGUCAUGCAAUUACCAGUCCAGUGCAGCAGCAUCAGGAAACCUAAUCUUACAUCUCCAUCUCUGCAUUACCUUGUUUCCAGUAUGCGUAAAAGAUGAAAGAAACAAAUAUCCCUCUUUGAUCAUGAUGGUUAUACCCUAUGAGAGAGCGCAGCCUUUCAGCUAACGGCAAGGCCUACAGCAACAGCGUUAAUUGGCUUGUUGGUUAGCAUCAGGAGAGAGAUUUCACAGCAGAGUCUUCCUAUACUCGUUCAAACUCUUCCUGAAAUACAGUAUCAGAGAUCAGCGAGGAAGCCAGUCCAUUAACCCUGAACAAGACUGACCUUUUUAGGUAAAAAAUAUAUAUGUUCUAAUUUCUAAAAGCAGCUUCACAUUAGAAGUGAGUAAAGUAUCAGGAAAGGUACAGAUGGUAGAAGGACCCUAACUCUGAUCCAACAGACCAAAACGGAUGAUUAUUUAGUGUUUUGGUUGCCCAAAGACAUGACAGAACAAACCUAAAGCUUAUGUAGAGUUAAAGGUGGGGUAGGCAGGAUCUGAGGAGGUGCCAGUUUUUGGGAGAAAUCUUGAAUGUAAACUCUACCUCUCCCAACCAGUUUUCCCUUCAGCUCCUCCUCUCCCCUCCCUCUCUGCUGCAUCAAGCUCCACCCACAAACAGAUGCUCCUGCUCGCUCGUAUCUUUCCAAUUAAAUUCAGAUAUAAUGCAGAUAAAUACUUCAGAUAAUUACAAAUGGGGCCCAGUCAAUGUGAAAGUAAACAGCAUUGGUGCUACUGUAGAUGCCAACAGACGACCAGCAAACACAAUGUUUGCAGGACUUCUACAACUAGUAUAAAGUGACAUAGUCCAGGACCCGAGGGAAAGAGUUUAGCGGCGCUGCAACACGCAGCAGGUCCCGUUUGACAAGAAACACUUCUGUUACAGACACUUUGCUUACUUUGUUAAAGCGGUUUACCUGUCCAGCAGAAAGGUUACAGGGUCUGUAAGAUCCCGAAGCAUCCCCUUUAAUUUUAUGUUGACCUGGCUUCUUAGCUCGUCUUGUUGCUUGUGUUGGCAGUUGUGGCUAAAUGAGGAUUCAGAUAAUUCUCCGUACUUUCUGGUUGGUUUUUACUGUCCGAUAUUGUAGCACGUUAACUUCGUUUGGGCUCGUGAACAUUUUUCGUGGAGUGUUCCUCACAACAUGAGGGAGCAGCAUCUGCCUCACAACCAAUCAGGUUGGGGAGGUGGAGAACGGCUUUGUUUACAGUCAGAAAGAGCGGGCCGCUCAAAAAUUUUAAAUGUUGACUACACAGACAUAACAAAACACAGUGAUAUCGGGAUAUUCCCAAAUGUCAUCAAUAACUAAUUGCUAUUGGCUGAUAUUAAAGGUGCUUCAUUAACGGAAUCCUGCCCCACCUUUAAUGGCUGUACGAGUUUUAAAGUCCAGCUCAUGUAAAAGCCCCUGAGCAGACACAUCAAAGCGAUCUUUCACUGUCAGUAUAGUUCCUUUUCUCUAUCAGACGAGCUCUGACUCAGUGACUGACAGGAGGCAAUCUGUGCUGAUAUCAGAUCUUAGACGUGGAGAAGAUGGCUGGAAUACAAAAAGGCUUGGAGAGACGUAUGGAGGAUGGGUAGGUCUGAGAAUGCUCUAUGAUUGAUUCAUCUCCCUCGAGGGGAAAGGUCAGUUCCGCAGGUUUAUCACAGAGAUUGCCAUUUAAACUGCCACUGCUGGAAAUCUUGUGUUUAUUUGAUAUAGCUCUUGGGAGCGCUAACAGGAGUUAAAUACUGAACUCCACUGGCAGAAACAUAUUUUUCUUUGUGUUGAUGUCAUUGGUUAGCUGGAAGAAGGGCAGUGUAGUCCUCAUUAAUUGAAAUGUCACAUAUAGCUAUAGGUUUUAGCCAAGGAUGUACAGUCAAUGCCGUGUGUUAGUGGUAGUGGAGUGAUGGCAAACUUCAAAAUCUAACCUUGGUUUAGUCUUUUAGACUAACCGGUCAUGUCAAAACCUUGAAAAAGGUGUCCUAGUGUGUAAGAUAUCCAUUUGAUGCAGUGUUGUGUGUCCGUAGAGGCAUAUCUGUCCUUCAUGGAGUUGAAGAAAAGUGAGGAUGGACCUCAAAUACUGAAGCCAUGAUUUUCAUGGAGUGAUCAGAUAAAGGUCAAAAGAUAGCUUAGGUUCAUUGGUGAAAAGUGGCUUGUAUUUUGUCCAUGCUACUAAUCAGAUUAACCAUAUUUGUUAGGUUACAUGUACAGUUGUACUACAGUUGGUUAGUGAGCUGGUAAAUCUUGUACAAACCAAGAUAAAGCAAGAUGAAACAGCUACAAAAACACGAUAGUCUGCUAACUGCUAUCUGGAGAGCUGAAUCAGAAGGUGACAGUGUUUUUGGUCCAUUUACAUGCACAGUUAAAGCUAAUAUCAAAAUAAAAUUAGACGAUUUAAGUGGACUGCUGUCCUUAUUCCAGUUUACAUUAGCUAGGCAAGAAUCGUAGUGACAGUAGCAUGUCUUCCUCUUCUAUGGUAGGUGGUAUUAUCCCCCCUUUUAGCUCAUCAUAGGGUCAUCCCCUGGUAUCGAAACAGCUCUGUGCAGUUUGUCAAGAAGUUUUGCCUCUGCUUCGUCUGUCAAGGUUUUGUGGACUACGUGUCUUCAUUGCAAGGCAUUCAUGAUAUUCGACAUGUGGCUCGAAGCCCGGCAUGCAAACACCACAGCAUGUGUGCAAAACACUUGUCCAGGUUUUAGUUCAGUCCAGACAGAGAAAAUGGAUCCCAAACUGCAAUAUCUAGGUAUGUUAAUUCGACUAUGACGAGUUCAAUUUAGUGGCGGGUGACCAUACAUCCUCUUUUACCCGGACAUGUCCUCUUUUUUGGGGGGCUGUCUGGACAGUCCAGGUUUGUUCGGCUUAGUGUGGGGAAGUUUAUAAAAAUCAUUCAAAUGUCCGCGGUUUUGUACGUAAGUUUCAGGUUUGUGUCACAUGGACUGACUGAGUUAGAAGUGUAUAGAAGACACUCGAUCCGACCCGAAAAACUCUCAAAAUUAACUCUGUGCGACUCCGUGACUCCGCCCCUGCAUAGUCGUGUCCUCUUUUUCGGAAGUCAGAAUAUAGUCACCCUAAUUUAGUGAGAUUUCAGUCAGACUGAAACUAUAUUUUAACGAGCACCGUCAGUAACAGGGAUGUUGCUCCUUGGUUAGACUGUGAACUUUAACUUUAAAAAAGUUCCCUUUCCCUGUUGUUGUUUUUUCUCUUACCACAGACAACUAGUUUAUCGGGAAAAUCUCUUGUGAGGCACAGCUCAUUUAAAUGUGUGAAAUUGAAAUUCAGUGCCUCACUUUCCUAUGUUUUAUAUGUAGGAGUAUUUUCUGAGAUGAGCUGGGGGGGUGGGAAGAACAUCUGCUGGAUAAUAUGUGUAAGCUGAACAGUUCAUUCUGUCGUGACACUUUGACAGCAGAUGUAGCAAUUAGGAGUUGGAAAGAGUGUUGGACCCUUUUCUUCACAGAGUCUACGGAAACUCAGCAGAUACAAGAGAUAAAUCAUGAAGAGAAAGAUAUGAACAUAUAUUUCACACAAAGAGGAGUGUCGGAUUCUUCGAGUGGAAUAUAUUAAAGUGCUAAAGAUUACUUAAAGCUGAAUGUAAAAGCCUGGGGUGGUAGUUGGAUCCAGUGUAGUAGAAACAGGGCGUCAUACACAUAAAUCUGUCAUCACGCUGUAGCUCAUUGUGCUUUUGUCAUUACUGUAGUACAAGCCUGGAAACAUAAUUUCUGCUGGAUACUCCAGAGAUGUCAAGCUUCACUCCCACAAGAUUAAAGAUUGCAUUACAAAUUAGUACGCAUGAGCCAUCACACUGAGCUGCGAUUUGCUCUUGGUUAACAUCGAUUAAUCUGAAUCGUUAAACCCGGGGGUUUGCAAUGAGGCAGCUAAGUAUACUUCAGCAAGAAGCAGAUUCUACCAACAGAAUUGAAUCAUGGUUGAACUAUUUUAGCUUUCCAACAACAGCAGAAGAUCAAAGAUAAGGCUUCGGAAAAUAGAAAUAGUUCAAAGAUUGGGCUGGAAUUGAAAGAAAGCCGUGCACACACCAAAGUAACGGGAGCAGGUCCCCUGCCACACAUUAAUGUGUACAUAAUCUGCUAACGGUCGAUUGUCUUUUCUUUUCAGCUUUUCUAUUUAUGUCAAAGAGCAUAAAAAUAAUAAGGCUGCCGAGGCUGCACGAUGCAUAGGUUUACAUCUUAUCUACAUCAGAGUCGCUUUGAAGAAAAGUCUGGUGGGAUUUUGCAUUUUUCUCUCAUCUUAGGAGCUCAAAAAAAAGACUCAAACCAACGUUGAUGUGAUCCUUACAAGUAUUUUUACUCCUGCUGUCAAAACUUGACAUAGUGUAUCUCUAGACCACUCUUGAUAAAGUACUUUUCAGAAUACAAGUAUGACAACAAUUUCACAACUGUAAAAAUGAAUUUAAAAAAAGAUGCAUCUCAAACUUCUUAGAUGGUUUAUUAAUUUCAACUCUAUCUUACAUGGUUAAAAAAAAAGGCUGUUUUGGAUUUUGGAAAUGUUAGACAUAAAUAUUUUAGUAUUUUCAAAAGUCUGAAACAGCUAAGCACUGCAGUUUUUAAUCAGCUUCAAGUGUAAUUUCACCAGCAGCAGAGUCAGUGUGCUUGCAAGCUUUUAGGAAACUAGACGAGUGUCUGUGGAAUUGACUCAUAUUUAACAACAACCCUCCUUUUCCACAUAAUUAAGACACACGCUAAAACCAGUUUGGUACGAAGCACCGGAAGGAUUUUGAAAUAGUGUCACAUUCUUACUGACGCCUCCUCAUGACCUUCACACUGUAUAAUGAGAUUAUGAGCAAUAGGAGCAGCUGUUUCUUUGUGCUGAACUUUAAUGUCAGUGUUUUCCACUGAAAAAUAAGCCUUGGCUCUGUUUAGAGCUCUGUUAAAGUUUGAAAGUGAGAAGGAAAAAAGGAUUUUUUGACUUCAAAGCAGGUUGAGCAAAAAUGCCUCAGUUUAAGUAUUGUUAUAAAAGCGGAAAAAACAACUUUUCAACCAGGGUUAAAAAACAGAAAAAAAAAAGCUAUGAACCACUUUAAAAGUGUGGAUCGAUGCAGGUGGGAGAUUUUUUUAAUUUCCGUUUUGAGAUAUAAGCCAAAUUUUCGAAAUUAAAGUUAAAAUUUUAAAAAGUCGAAAUGAAAAAAGUCAAAAUUUCGAGAUUUAAGUCGAAAUUUCAAGAUUAAAAAUGUGGAAAUGUAAAAAAAAAAUUUGAAAUUUCGAGAUAAAAAAAAAUUGACAUUAAAGUUGAAAUUUUGAGAUUACAAAAUGUUAAACUGUGAAUAGUGUCGUAAUGUCGACCUAAAAUUUCGAAAAGGUAAAAUCUUGAUAUUUCAACUUCACUCUGCAUCCUGCAUUGAUUUUUCUCAACAGAUAAAAGUAGUAUUGGUAAUGUUUGUUGAAUAUGUUGGGUUUUCAUUUUAUUAGGUUUUACUGACAAAAGAAAAACAAAUAGUUGGCUUCAUUCUUUAUCAAAAUUUCUACAACAAAUAGUCUUUUGCCCUGUGAAAUGUAGACAGUAACAGAGUAACUGUCCUUUGUUCAUCAACCUGCUGCUGUAGGUAUUUAUUCCACACAUGGAGGUCAUGUGCAGCAAUGACCUGUUUGAAAAAUUCAUUAGUAAUUUCAAACAUAUCCAUCUUAUAUAUUAUGUCCUGUUCAUAGAAUAUGCAUGCAUACCCUGCAGGUUUCCCCAAUUAUGUCAUAAACCCAAUGCAACGAUUUUCGAGUGAUUGCUUCAAAAAGGACCUCUACACUAAAUCCUUAAUCCACAUUUAAAUCUGAUCUAUCAGUCACCAAGUUUUAUAUCCAUCUACAGAUGUAGGUUACUCUACAUGUUCGCCAUGCUCAGUCAUAAAGGUCAGUUUUGUUUACAUCUACCUUUCAUACAGAUAGGUGUCACUGUGCAGGUGUGGCAGAGCUCAUGUCAGUGAAGAUAAAUGUGCAAGGCUAAAUUGCAGUGUGCUCCAAAACCCAUUCCCCAUUGGGUCUAUUGAUCAAAAAAGUAGACAGAUGUAGCUGUGGGCUAUCAUAUACUGUAGUGCGACAACAGGAGCUGUACAGGUCAUUAAAGGCAAAAAAAAUGACAUGACAUUGUAUCACUAUAAAGAAUGGUGGUUGGAUGUAUUUUAAUAAAAAGGUAUACAUGAAGGUUUGACUGAGAGUUAUGUUGACUGUCCUGUGUUUAAUCUUGGAGUGAGUGCUCUUCUCUGAAAGCAGGGCCUGAGAGUGAGUUGACUUGAUGGGCGGUUUGACAAAAAGGAAGAAAGAGAAAAAUGGAGUGUUUCGACAUGUGAAUGGAGCAGUUAAGUUUUAUUUCCCAUCAUGAAAAUGGCAUUAACAAGUUAGUAUAAUCAUGCAUGGGUGCCUGAUGGUAUUCCUCCUUGACAUUUCUCAGUGCGCCAUUAAGGGAAACCAGGGAAAAGCCCCUCUGCCUUAUAAUUUGAUUUUCAGAUCACCAGCUCCUUAAUGAUGAAGCAAUUAACCGAAUAUAUUUGAGCUCAAUAUUCAGAGUCCCAUCCCAGCAAAGAACAGAUAUACUGUAUUUGAUUAGUCUUUUCCAAAUCCAAGGCUCAGAGAGGUGAACUGUUAAAUCCACAGCGUCAUGUUCCAGCAGCACCGUGCACCCCAGAGCUAAUCUAAGCUCAGUCUGUAGUCGAUGGUUAGGUUUCCAAAGGAAGCACCACAGCCAAGAGGUGUUCCCCCAUUCUGCCCUGCCCCAUUCUUCUAAAGACAUGCACCAUGUCUAUUUUAAGUGUCCCACACAUCAUGCUUCAUGCCGAACAGAGGAGAUCAUCCUUGACAGAACAUCCAACACAGAAACCACUUCAAAACAACAUGUGCAGACUCCCAGUUGUAAAUCAGAUCAUGUGGUUGAUUUAUACUUAUUUAUAAUGUCGAUAUUGUUGAUAACUUUAAGCUGUUCAUUUUGUCUGCUUGUGUUAGCACAAUGAUUGUGACAUACAUGCUUCCUGUGGAAUUAAAGGGAUAUUCCUGCAUAAAAUAAAUUUAGGGUCAAACACACCGUCGAGUUAGACACCCCUUCAAGAGAUGACUCUUGCUGACCGUUUGCUUCUCUAGUUAUACCAACUUUAGUAACGACAGCACAAUAGUAAUACACAGCGGUCUGAGGAGCCAUAAACAAACCUCAACCAAAACGCCACUCUGUAGCCACAAAUAAUGCUCAGAACAGCACCUAACUUCAUCAACAGCACAUAAAGGGUCCCAGCCAUAGUACUAGCCACCAAACAUCUUUUUAACUUUGCCUGAUUUCUUUAACAAAGAGACUAAACACAACUCACCUACUCUCUUCCAGCAGCCACUUGUUUAGUGAGACCAAGGGCCAGUCUAUUACGGACUGAAGCGGGGUGACGAAGCUCAAGGAAGAACAUUUAUGAUGUUCGUGUGUGGCUCUUCAGACCGCUGUGUAUUGCAACAUUCAUCUCUCAACGGGGUGUCUAACUCGGUGUUAAGGUGUGUUUGACCCAAAAUUAAUUUUACGCCAGAAUAUCCCUUUAAGCAACAGUCACUCAAGAUGAGAAGAUAACCUACAGACAGAAAUGUCAUGCUGUCUUUUAAUUUUCAUUUUCUUUUGUGUUAAUGUACAUUUAAAGGCAAUGUCCAAGAACGUAAGCAGCGUUCAUAGGGAGCACUGAAAAAAGGCAAUUCUGCAGCUGUAAAGAAGCAUUGGUCUCUCGCUGACCUUGCAUUCCUAUGCCCCUCUUCCCAGUCCAUUUAUGUCCUCAUACAUUUAAGCUUUAUGUACUCUACACAGAAUGACAGCUCCAGUUCUUUUCACUUCCACUGUGUUGGGUUAUAUCUCUUUUGCGACUAAAUGAUGCAGCACACUGGAAAAGGGCACCAUUUCUAAAGAUAUCCCACAAGGGUUAUGGAAAUUUACCAGACCUUUGGAGUAGUAAUGUGGUUUGCACAUUUGAUGGAGGAAAGUAAAGGAAACAUUUUUAAACUGGAUGAUACUACAGUGAAGUUAUGGUUUGACCACUUAUGCUUUAUUAUUACUAUUACUUUAUGUUGGAAAAAAGAACUUUUUAAUCUAAGUGUUUACACAUUUAAACAGUACCGUUCUCAGCUGAUUAAUAUUCGUAACAACUUCGUAAUGUUGCUUCUUGUUUACUGAGACUAGACCUCUGCUGAGUCUUGGUUGUUAUUCUGGAUACACUCUGCCAUUAAAAAAAGAAAAACUGUUUAAUUUUGCACAAACCUAGCAGGGUGUCUUGGAUCAUUGAGUUAUAUUCUCGUCAUGGGACACGUACCGUGCCUGGGUUCUCUGUUAUAAGAAUUGUUGAAUUAAUAAUUUUGGAUGAAUUAAGCAAUAAAGGAGAGGACAUUUUGCCGUGAUGAAUAUCAGAACAGCUGUGAUUGGAUCAGACAUGAGGCCUCAGGCCCUGUAAUAAAGAUAACCACACAGGACAACAUGCAUUACUCAACAGUACAAGCAACACAUAGUAAGUAUGAAGUGAUAAAUGAUUUGUCAAAACUAUUUUGUCAACUUGGCAUAAAUAUUUGUAUUACUCUUGCUUCUUUGGGGGAAGUAACAAACAAGACUCACUUUAAUUAUUUAAAUCAAAACUUUACUGAGAUGUUUUUUGUAGGAGCAAUUAUAUCCUCCUUAACUCUGCAUUGCACCUGUUAUUAAGUAGAAAAAAGUGGAGAUCAAAUAGAUUUAAGCUUUUCAUCGAUUGCGUGACUGCUAGCUAACUGGCUGACAUCUUCCACCUGACAGUCAGGUGAGCUGGACCCUCUGACUAAUACUAACAUGUGGACAACAUUUCUCCACACAUUAACAGUCUCCUGUUGGUUACUUAAUUAGCUUAGGAAGACAUCAAUAAGCCUACAAUCAGAAAGACCGGUCAUGAGCAGAGAACUUUGGAGCAUUCAACAAGUUACUCUGGCAAGGAAAAACCUUUUGUUUGACAGGCAGAAACUCAUGAUAAACAGCCAUCUGCCUUCACUGUGUUAGACCUGGAAUAGAGGGAGAGAGGGAGAUGGACAUAACGUUUUUUCUUUUACAUAAGUUGGGGGUCAUAUACACCCUUUCACGUCCCAUUUUGAAGAACUUAGUACAGUUAAGUAAAUUUUAAAGUAUUUUUAAUGUGAGAUUUGAUAAAAUUGUGCAACUGUCACCACGGCAGACAAAAUGACGUGUGAUUGCAGUAUAAUAAGUGGUAUUUUGACUCUACUAGCUUGUUCAUUAAGGAACAUGCAGACAUAUAGUUUGAAAGAAAAAAAUUAACAUACAAAUAUCACAUUUAUACACCUUAAAUUUAAACCGGUGUUUAUUCGAGACUUGUUGGAGAUGACUACUCAGGUAAAGUUUGAGAACUUGGACUUUGACUCAGAGCAUGUACGAUUUUUCACCACCAAGGUAUGUUGAAACAAGAUGUAAACGAUCCCUGAGACUUUGCUGUGCUGUGCUAGGAUUUUAUUUGUCUUUGUAUUGGUCUUUACUCACCGGGGCAUUCACUGGCAUGCAUUCAUCUUAUUUUUCCUCUCUCAAGUUUUGAUACAAGUCGAUUAUGUUGCAACUUUAACUUUGCAAGAUUUGCAUAUCACUUCUUUCUGUUCAUCAAAAUAUUCCCAUGUUUUAGUCAAGUGUCAGCCUGCACGUCAGAAUCUGCGUCACUAGGUUUUGUGCACUGGAUGUCUCUGACCAGUUGCACUUGAGAAAUAUUUCAUCUUUUCAUUUUAACUGACCAAAGUAUGUUAGUACAGAUCACUUGGACAGGACUAACUAUUAUUUAUCACCUGCUAUUAAAAAUGUCUUCCUUAAUGGUUGUAGAGGAAGACAGUUCAUGUUGAAGGAGCAUUUUUCUAAAAAUUGGAAAACAAGACAGCCAUGGCUAACACAGUCCAUGCAUCCAUGUUCGUAGAAAAUAACUGCAUGCUGUUUCCCUGAACCAUCGCUCAUGUGUUCACAUACUUUGAUUAGAAUAAAUGGUUGAAUGAAAAUUCUGCUUAAACACAGGUGAGGUGGAACAGUAAUCAAAUCUGGAGUAGCUCCUCAAAUGAGUUGCACAUAUGCCGGCUGCCUGUGGUUAAUCUGCUGACAGUACAGUUCUGACAGUUUUGUCAAAACAGUGUUUCCCUCUCAUGGUUGAAAAGUGCACCCGAUUACACCCAUCCAGACUUGAAGUACUGUAUCUGUAAGUCUGUGUGAUUAUUCAGCCAGUCUAUUCCAGGAAAGAUUAAAAGCAUGUUUUGUAUCCUUGUCUAUUUAUCCUCCUCCUGAGAGAGAUGAUAUAAACACACUAGUACAGAGGAGCUGUCUGGCAGACGGAUAUAUCAAAGACAGACUCUAACUCAUUCCCGAGCAGCUGUUUGAAUUCUUCAUUUGUAUGAGCAUCUUCAUUUCUCGGGUACUUAAAACCGUUUGUACACAGCUUUGAUUCAGCUUUGCUUUCUAAGCCAAAUAAAGUCACUUACUAACUAAGAAAGUGACGGCAAAACUGGCUGUGUAAUGAGAGGAUAAAAGGGGCUGUUGCGUAUUCUCGACAGCAGCCUGGCACGGAUGCCCAAAUGAAAGGGAGGCAAAAGGUCAGGCUCAUUAAAUGUCAGCAAAGACCAUCUUAAUAAUUGAAAUCACUCAGACAAAAGAAGCACAGAAUUUAACUCUUAGAAGCUACAAGAGCAGUUUUAUAGUAACUUGUAUAAUGCAUCUUGUUAAGAGUUUCACAGUACUUAAACCUCAAAAGGCUUUGUGCCUUAUGCAAAUGUUUUCAUAUUCACAGUACACUGCUCAUCAAUAGAAAUAUUAGUUUUUGGCAACUGUCCAGUUUUUUCUCUAUUUUUGCCUCACUGCAUUUAAAACCUCUGUCAAGAGUUUUCACCUUCUGACAGAUGAAUUUGAGCCAAAAAUCGACGGAGCCAGUCAUUUGACAUGCCUGUAAACAGACUGAGGCUGUUUCAUCCUUUACCCCUUUCUUUAAUACAGAGAAUAAUAAAGCACUGAUGACACAAUGCACAUAAGGGUUCCAAUUAGAAAUGCAUGAGGGCUUUUCAAGAGGUGAUGGAAGCCCUGAGGGACGCAGAAACAGACAGCUCAGGAGGAAAGGUUCAGCUGCAAACCUCACCACAAUAAGUUUACUGGAAUUCUCUUUUCUGUCUGGGAAGUUUUAUGCUAUAAAAUAGUUCUUAUAUGCAGAGCAAACACCGUUUUUAAAAGACAAUGCAGAAGAUUGAUCAAAUACUAAUCAGGAACCGAAACUUGAGAGUAUUGUAGUCAAGUCACCAAAGAAGAACCGAGUGAAGCCUAAAUAGUCUGUAUAACCUGGGUCUCAGUCAGGUCCUCUUCAUUAACAACAUUAGUCAUAAUUUUUGACUGACUGGUCUCAUCAGUCAGUGCGUUUACAUGCAAAGUUCAGUCGAGCUACAGUUAUAGCUCAGUUGGGCGAUUUACCUGUCCUUGUCUCAGUUUAAAUGCACUGGGCAAAAAUCAAAUUAUUGACACAAAUAUGUAAACCUCUGCUACAAUAGGUGGCAACAUGCCUCCUUUCAGCUCCUUACUUUUGAUGAAUUGCAUAUGAAAAUAUAGUCAGCUGGACACUGAAGAGGCAAACAGGAUGUCGGCUACAUCAAACUAUGAAAAACUUCAGUAGAGUUCAUUUGUACGGUAGGAAAGUUUCAUCUUUUUAGUCUUUUCUUUGUCUCUCAAGGUUUUGAUUACCACUUGCCUUCCUAGCAUCACAUCCAUGCUAUUCCACUUUCAGCUCAGAGCCCAGUGGACCAUCACGGGGGCAUGCAUAUAACGCUCGGGCUAGUUUUAGUUCAAUGGAGCAUAAACAUGACACAGAAUAUUAUACCAAGUCGAUUUCGUGCAAUCCAGUGUGAUAAAUGUGUUCACAUGUAUAAUAAAUUUUCAGUUUCAGUCAGACUGAGAUAAUAAUUUAGAUUUUUAUAACAACAUAUGAAAGUACUUUGUGUGUCUGGAGUUUUGAUAUAUCAUCCAAGGUAUUCAACAGUCCAUGAACAUCAGAAUUCAGGUUAGACUCAAAAACAGGUGUCUGAGUUCUGGUAUCUGAAUUAGACUUUGAGUCAUCCUUAAAAGCCAGCCCACUGAGCAUGUUUUGGUCUAAAAGAGAUCUAAAAGACGUCUAAAUGUAGCCUAGAGGACUGGUCUAAAAUCAGGCUACCACAGGUCUAAAAAUGAACGUUUUUAGACAUCUAAAUUUAGACCAAGUUUAGACUAAAUCUAAAUCUUGGCUAUAUCUAUACUACACAGUAUAUUGCUCAAUGGCUAUCAUAAUUACUUUGGUUAAUUACUUGGAGAUCAGUUAUGCAACUCGCAGUUACUUUUUUAAAUAAAUAGGUAUUGAAUAAUGGGUUAAAGUGCAACGUCUAAAUUCUAGAUGGUUGAAAAAAGUCUAGAUGUCUAAUAGCCGUCUAUUGUUUAGUGGGAGUUUACUUGUAAGAAUGCAGAACAGAGAAAAUACUGAGGAUGUGGACUAUUUUGUCAUAUUUACACUUAGUGGCAAUGACAGUGCCAUAAAUGUGCUUUGGUACAGUUUCAUGAUCAUAUCCAAUCAUAUCAUCAUAAAUGCUUGAAUUAGAAAACCAUUUUAUAUGGUCAGUACGACACUGGGUCAGAAAUGUAACAGCCUUUUUUUACAGAUACUGUUGUUUCAUCACUGUUUAUUACCAUCAACAAGCAGAAAUGACUCACACACAGCUGAGAAAUGACUAUUCUUAUACUGAAGUGAACAACUCUGUUGCUUUGGUGCCAGAGAUGUGAAAUGACCUUUGUCAGUGGUCUCUGGCCGGCUGUGUCAAAAAGCAUCCUCAAACACGGCUAGAAUACACAGUUGUGUCUGAGAUCCAUUAGUACUUUUAGAAAAAUACAAAAUUCAUCGUCUGAAUUAUUUGCCUGUCUGAACGCUGAUGACCACCUGUCAGAGAAAAUCCCACUGGAGACCAAACCCGGUAUUUUAUUGUUCUGUGCAAAUCCGCAAAACAAGCAACAACCCAAGACGGACAGUUUGUUAUCAAUGGCUUAGUGCAAGAGGCUGAAAAUCCAUCCUCCUGUGUACCUGUGUGAGAGUGUGUAAGAGAGAGUGAUGGAUGAAAGUGGUACAAACACAGUGUAAAAUCAGCAACACUACAGAGUGGACUGUAGCCAGAGGCAGUGGAGUGGAGUCAGGGGACCAGUGAGAGUUGAGUUUCAUAACGUAAGACAGACUGAGAUAUGUGCACGAGACCAGCGGGAAAAUCAACAAAGACUCUGGAUAUUUAUCCGUUUAUUUAUUCAUCUAUUCUUUAGCUGUGCGUGAUCAGUGUUGUCACUUCAAGGAUGGAAACUAUCAGAUAGUUACAUACAGUAGCUGUUUGUUUUAAGAAUGCUGUUUACUCUUGAAUGUCAUGUCAUAUUACUAUUUUUUUUUCUUUUUUUUAAGCUAAACUGCUUAAAGGCAAGAAUUAACUGUGGAUUUAAACAUAGGUGGUGAUGGAUUCAGAGAUGGUCACUGGCUCAUGAAUGCUUUCGGUUUGUUUUGGAGGCACAGCCAUCUGAAAAAUUUGAAGUGCUCCUUAUUCAACCUCGACUCUUGCCGGCUGCGACUCAGAACUGUUGCUUUUGCGUGGAUUCUGCAUUUUAUAGAUUGUCUUACAUUACAAAUAUAGCAAACACAACAUUGUGUUCUUCCGUAAUCGAUUCAUACACUUGGCGGCAUUCAUUCUGAUUCAGACACUGAAGGGCAGACGCUGUCGAUUUAGUACACCAAGGAAUUAGCUGUUUCCAUCUAAAAGAGUGGGAAAUAUUGACAAAUGUUAAGUAAGCAAGGACACUCAAAGGUGUGUGUCAGAAAGUAAUCUGCCUAAGUGCCAACAUAGCUUGAAUAUUUUAUGAAAGUAAACUCCAUCAAGGAACUAGCCUGAGUAAUUGUUCAUUAAAAGGUGAUUUUAACUCAGACAGUUGGAAAAAACUACUGGGUACAUCUCCUGGUGUUACAUAUUCAGCUAAAGCUGCCAGUAUGUGAUCAUCUGGUGUGUCCUAAGACUGGUCAUGGUUUAUAUCCAUGUCAACAUCCACCAUUAGAGCUUGAUUCUCCAACAUUCCCAACAACACAACUAUUCAACAUCUCUCUGAAUCUGCUUAGUUUUCCUCUUCAAGUUCCAAAAAUAUCCUCCUUAAAUUCCUCGAUCCUGCAGCCCCUGACAGUGCAGUUUAUUCAACUCUAAAUACAGCCAAGAAGCCGUAAGACUAGUGGAUCUGUGACUGGCUCCACACACACUCUCUUGAGAACACAGCCCAUCAAGCAAAGCUGUGCCUUGGAGGGGAUUGAACCCACCAUUUGUACUGUAGAGUUUCAGAUCAUGACAGAUCAUGAACUGUUAACAAUUGUAUCAAAAGCAUGGGGUGCAAUCAGCUGUGCAACAGCAGGGGUCGGUGGGAAAUCAAAUCUGUUAUGAACCAGGGCUGUCUGGCUUGAGUGUGGUUCUCUUGCUCUCUUAUGUUUCCUUCUCACUUUCUCUCUUCUUUCGCCUGUUGGUUAUUCCUGUCAGUAGCCGUCUGAGCUUCACUGGAGCUUGUAUCAACUUCUUCCUCUCCCUGGUGUGACAUUUAUAGCAUUACAAUUGAGCCAUCAAUCUGUCAAGCUUUACCCCCGCUAAGCCACGAGCGGUGGGAAGCACAGGAGAGGGACAAGUUUACCUUAGCGUCUGCUUUGCUUCUGUAUGGUUAUGGCCUAACAAGCACAAUAAGUCUCAGACAUGAUGGGAAAUGGAUAAGCUUUUAGUUGCCAGCUGAGGCAUGCCGUUGCGUCGUUUUUCACCCUCAUUUCCCCAUCUACCGCCGCAGAUUUUUUGCUGAUGACUGACUUGGUGAUAGCUGUUGGCUUCUCAUUCUGUUGGAUUCUCAUUAUAUUUUUUUCGCACCCCCACCCCCACUGCUAUAUCUCAUACAUAAACACACUCCUCCUCUGCUGUUUUCCAAAACCUUCUCUCUUUUUCUUUCCCUUUGUGUUCAUUCCCCUUCUUUCUCCCCUCCCUCCCUCUCUUCUCCCUGGGUGAUGUCAGACUGAGCUCCUGUAAGGAGGAGAUAAAGCCCCCCAGCAGGGCAGGACCACAGCUGUCGCCUUCUGACUUCCUGGACAAGCUCAUGGGAAAAACAUCAGGAUAUGAUGCCCGCAUCAGACCCAACUUCAAAGGUAGAGUAUGUGUCAAAGCAGACCAUCACAGUAGCUCUCGAGAAAAUCCGGCUGUGAAAAAACAAAGACGAGUGGAUCUACGCUGUGAAAGCUAAACAGCUGACUACUCCCAUGAGUAUCAAAGACUGUGGUGUGGUCGAAUAUAUACGACUUCUAAGCAGAUUUAUAGAUGUUUUUGCAUGACAAAUUUCCAACCAUGAUCAUCUCAGACAGAGUGAGCCUCACCGAAUCAAUGUGGAGCAUCAUGAUUUGGCUGUUCAAUGCAGAACUUGCACACCUACUACCUCUGCAGCAUCCACACUUCAGAAUCAGAAUCAGAAAAACUUGAAUAAUCCCCAGGGGGAAAUUGCUUAAAGAGGGGCCUUGAGAGGGGCUCUAGGUGUUUUUAGAUCACAGACUUGCGAUCAGGGUUCCUACACAGUUGAAAUUUCCACUUUUACCCUACUUUUUAGAAAUAUUUUUGGGAAUACCUACUUUUCUACCUUAAAAACAGAAUUCUUUUUACUGUGGUUAUAGUCUGGAAACCUAAAUAUUUUUCCAUACUUUAUUUUUCAUUAACUAUAUUUUUUAAAGACCUGGAAAUUGAUCAAAUUACGUCCAUACUUCUCCAUACUUGCAUAGGAACACUGUGCUAUCCUUGUCAGAGCUCAAACAAACACUCAGUAAUGAUCCACACCACCAGGAAGAAAGGAGACAGACACACAAGGCUGGCGUAACGGCUACCUUUAUGAAUCACAGACAAAUGUUCUCAUCUGUAACCAAGCGCUGAUUUUUCUCCUUAUCUGUCUUUGCCCGCCUGAAUGUGCGUUUAUGUGUCUUGUUCAUAUGAAAUGCUUAAUUCGCAGCUGUCCAAAUACGUAUACUUAUUUAGAAAAUAUAACCCCAAACACAGUGAGACUUGGUCCAUCAGUAACUUGGAGCUCCGUGUUCAUGCAGGAUGAACUUUUAAAUUUUAGAAAGUGUUCUAUUGAAUGGGAUUAGAAAUGGAAAAAGCAUUUUAUUUAAUGAUGAGUCAAUUAAUGUUAAUAAUCGAUAUUACAAUUAGCUUCAAAAGUCUUAUCUAUAUCUAACAUAUCUAUUUGUUGUGCAUGAAAACUUAAUGUAUUAUGAGAGCUAUGUCCAAAAAAUAGAAAUAUAAUUAAAUUGGAAAAAACUUUGUGUGGAGUGCAGAUAAAAAUGCAAUUAACAAACAUCUUCAGGUUUGUAUGUUUUUCUGAAUCAGCAGAAGUAUAUAAUUUUUCAUUGUCCCUGAACGUACAAUACCUUCAGACGCUUCUCUUUGACCUUUCUGCUCUUACUUUUAACAACCCCAGCCAGCCUUUUCUUGAUUUUCCUAAAAAUAAAAAAUAAAAACUUUCCUCCAGAUGGUUUCAGAAAAUGAGAUUUUGUUUUGGCUGUAAUUAAACUUCAAGUUAAAGCUGAAAAAUAACCCGUACUUUUAUCUAGUUCUUUAAAGGAGCCGGUUCAUUCAAAGCUGAACAUGAGCUGCCAUGACUUGGGCUUGAAGAACAUUUUUAGAUUUAUGAAGGAAAAAAACUGCUGUGACCAUUAAAGACAACAAUAUGUUUAUUUAUGUCUAUCACUUUGUCUUUUGAAGUUUUGAACUGUCUCCUUGACCAUGAAAAGCGCCAAAUCUCCAACACAAUCAGCAUUAUUUUUUUAUUUCCUGACUGUGAUCAUUUCUUUGUUUUUUCUCUCCUCAGGCCCACCUGUGAAUGUCACCUGCAAUAUUUUCAUCAACUCCUUUGGGUCCAUCACAGAAACUACAAUGGUAAGCAGACCGUAAAGAUAUCUUUCUUGAGAGAGAGGGAGAGACAGAGAUAAGCGAGUACAUGCUCAACAACAUCCUCGCAUCUUCAAAAACCACACUUUUUGCAGACAUUCGUAUAGAUUAUGUUUUAUAUUGUCUUACUUAUACCACUGCAGGAUUUACAAAGCUAGAAAUCUCACUCUACUCUCUUUCUUCCCUACUACCUCCUUUGCUAAGCGGUUCCCUCAUUUCUGUGUUUCCUGGAGCAUAACAGUGCAACCUUCAGAGACCACUGGGUCACUGACAUGCUGAUAAUGAACUGUCCACUCUGCAAUUAAAAUGAAAAAUUGAGAAAGUGAAUGAAAAGGAGGUAUGGGAGAGAGGACUCAGGGUUCAGGGGGAAAAAAUGGCCAACCUCGAGUUCGCAUUUACAGUGUUAUACCUGCUGGGUCAGCACCAUGCAGCAGUGCACUUUUUAGAGGCCUCAGAGGAUCCGACCUACAGCAAAAACACUUAUAAUAUAAUUGUUUGCAAGAAAGAAGCAUGCUUUUCUCUUUGGCUAAGGAAGAGAAGAUGCACUGAAGAAAAUAUCUGCAUUGCCAAUAGAUGAAUUCUGAAUUAAUUGCAUGGAUUAGAAUUCUAAUUUAAUCACUCAUGCAUGCUGGCCGCAGGCUGAAAUGAUUGUGUCGGUAUUUGUCCUUGGCCUGACUCACUUUGCCAACUCUGCUCAACAGCACACUGUAUAUGUCUGCAACAUUGGAACAAAUCACACCAUCAGAGUUGAUCAGUAACUAUGGUCAAAUGUGAAAAAAGAUGGUGAAGCAGGGAAAUUUACAAGAGGGACAAGCUUUAUUCUUGAAACAUGAAGCUAAAUAAGAUGUGCAGAAAACAGCAGUGCUACAGGUUUCUACUCGAGGCUUCUGCAAAAGAAAAGGAAAUCCCGUAACCCCCAUGUUAAAAUGCUGAUUUGAUUCAAUAAAAUUAAAUCUUUAAAUAGAAUCUUCACCAAAAAAGAUACUUUGACCGUCAAAAAUUGGCAGGAUGUGAUUUUUGUUGAAAGACAUGACUGAAACACGCAGACAACAAGAUAAGCAAAGACUGCUUUGUCCACAGGGGGCGCCAAAACUGACAUAAACCAAAAAGUUUUCUACAGGAGCUUUAAGGUCAAAAGUUUUCAUAGUGAGGAACAAUCAAGGGUGUGGUUGAUUUUGUUGUGUCUGUCAGCCAGGAGACCAAAGGCUGGCCUCACUCCCACCUCUGUGCCUCUUAUUAGAAUCAUCUCAAGUUAUGUUGAUUUAGCAUCAACAGCAUGGUGAGACCGAUUGUUGGGUCAUAAAAAGCACAACUUGGGGUGCACAGAUGGCUGAGUGGGUUAGUGUGCCCCAUGUAUGGGGACCACGGUCCACGCAGCGGUUGCGGGCUCGAGUCCAGCACCAACCAUGUGCUGCUUCUCUCUCUCCAUCUCCCCACAUUUUACACUGUACUACAAGUAAAAGGCAAAAAUCCCCAAAAAAAUACUUCAAAAAAAAAAAAACAAUAAAAAAAAAGUACAACAAAUUUUCUAACAAAUUGUCACUUUUGCCGCUGCUGUAGAGAUUACUUGUCCGAUGCUUGAAAUUUGUUUGUAAGCAAAGUUACAGACUCAAUAUAAGCUAAACUUUAAUUAAACAUGGUGGAAAUGUGUUGCAUUAGUAAAGGAAGGGCUGGUUAUAUUUAAACUGAACUCAACUGGAGCAGAACAGAUUAUUUUACCAUUAUACUAAAGUGAAUUUUCCUUAUUGUGGAAAUAUAUCCACAAGGAAGACCGGAUGAUAAACAGUCCUUCACUGUCACAGUGCUUUCUGGUACCAUUCACAACAAUCAGUUUUUAAACCCUGAGAGACAACCUGUUCACAAGGGCCACACUACCCCACAUCAUAACAACACCCAGGUGCAAGAAGAUGGAUUAAUCGAUAUUUUUAUCAAAAAUAUAUCAAAAUUCACACAGACAUUGUUUUGUAUUACUCUGUGAAGUUACUUUUAAUUGUUAAUUAUCUAAAGGAAGAUAACCAUCUCAGUUUUCAUCUCUCUAGUUUUGCUAAGCAUAGUUUAAUUACUAGUCCAAAUGGUCUUUAUUGAUUCACCGCCCUCUCACCAAGUAACUUCUGCAGACUAAUCCACUCCUGCUGAGAUUUCCAUCUGUAUAACAACCUUCACUGAUGCACCAUUUUCCAUUACCCACAUGCUUUCCUCCGCAGGACUACAGACUCAAUGUAUUUCUACGGCAGAAAUGGAAUGACCCCCGUCUGGCCUACAGUGAAUACCCCGAUGACUCCCUUGAUCUAGAUCCAUCCAUGCUGGACUCUAUCUGGAAACCUGAUUUAUUCUUUGCAAACGAGAAAGGAGCCAAUUUCCACGAGGUCACCACUGAUAACAAGCUGCUCCGGAUUUUCCAAGAUGGCAGCGUUCUGUACAGCAUCAGGUAACUAAAGAUAAUAUUCAGUAGCCACAGUGUGAGGUGUUAAACCUCCCCACAGAAGUAUUUGGCAUGAUGAAUGAGGUCUGUUAAAUUUAUGCACUGCUGUGCAAAACUGCUGUUUUUAUAUUUUACUUCACUACAGGGAUAUUUCAGCCCUCUAAAUUAAAGUUAAGUGCAACUAGGUCCAGUCAAAAAGAGCUGAGUCCCCUACAUGUAUGACCUCAUGACCACAGCUGCAGCAGAUCGCUGAAUUGACAAUUGCACCAACCCUCGACCGCACCUUUCUACCCACUUAGUGACACAGGGGGUCAUGGCAAGACUAAAUAAAUGCAGGUGGAGGAAAGUUCACUUUCUCAUGGCAAGUGUGCAACUUAUGAAUAUGUCUGUUUGGUGAGAUUCUAUCAAGUAGACUGCUUACUGAUCAUUAACGUAAGUGAAGACAAUCUUUUUAAUGCCUUUGUGUCCCAAGUCGACAAUUUAAACCAACAAAUUGAUUCAUUUUGGGAUCAACCCCCCUCCUGUGUUAGGGUCUGCGCCGACCGUUUUUUGUUUUUAAAUGCUUAAAAGAACCACUGAAAUUAGCUUUUUCGACUUUGUCAGGAACCUCUAUUUCAAUGAAAAAUAAAAAAUAAAUAAAAUAAAUUGACUAAAUUAUAAAAUGCUUUUAAUAACAUUAUGCAGUUGUUGUGAUAGGGUCGCUGUUGACCCAGUUAGAUCAAUAUCUAAUAAUUAGAGCAAAAACUAAAAUCCUAUGUGCACUGCCAGCCACCACACUGACAGUCAGAUCCUCUUCUAGUCAUGUGAGAUUUAGGAAAUUCUCAUUUUGCCAUGUUUUUCCUUGCACAAAAACGUUGGGCAUGUCCAGACAUGUGAGAUCAAUUCAGUAUAGAUGUCUGUAUAAGGGGGUAUACUGACAAAGAAAGGCAGAGAAGCCCACAACAAAAAAAUAUUAUAAGCAAUAUUUUCAUGGAUAAUGAAGCCUAACAGGGUAACCGAGAGAUGAGAACCAAAUUGGAUGAUAGAGAAUUGUUUUAAGUGUAACUUGCAGCUGAUUUAAGACACGGGUUGAAACCGACCCUUAACAUAGUGGGUGCGUAGUGAAAGCGAACACAGGAGGAAGGUUAAAAACAAAUUUAAGAUGAUAGAAGUUUGAGUUGCCAUGUUUUGAGAGGAAAGUUAAAGCAGUGUAUUGUUGUAUUCCAAAGCUGUCCUUUCUAUUUCCCCCAGCUCCCUCUUUCAGGCACUCUUCCAUAACAUAAUUUUUAUCAAAUUAUUAUUUUCCCAAGAACUUUUCAAACUUCUUUCGAGAAAUCUUCAUAGGAUUUGCUUAUUUGCCUGCUUUUCAUUGACUUAAUGUAGCAGCAGCUGUGGGAAAAGAGGGAGACAGACAACAUAAAUCCUCUGUUGUACUCUGACUCACUGGUCUGCAAAUACAGUUAAUCACCACCUCGCCCUCCUGAUUUGCUGCAUCCUCUAGAUUUGCUUCCUAACUGCGUUUUGUAAUGACGGAUCCAACAUCUCUGAGCGCUCUUCAAACAUGACGUAAUUUGUUCAUGUUUGCAAAGUCAGUCGCUUGGGUGUUUUGUUGGCUGUUCUUUUGCUGGUGAAAAAGAUAUUCAGUCAUCAUAACAAAGCAGCAAGCGGGUGCCUGUGUGUAUACUGUCGGCGUCUCUCGUCUCGCCUCGGGGCAGUGCAUUACGGCAGUUAAUUACACAGCUUUCCUCCAGACAGAGUCCCAAAUAGCUCCCCUCGCUUUUCCUUCUUUGAGGGUUCUUGAAGGCUCAAUGCAUCAACGGCACAACAAAUAAAAGUAGGGAGCCCUAACCCAAUUAAUUUGCAAUUACUGUAGUGCGACAAGUCAUGAAAUGGCAGAGCGGCUGAAUCAAUAUGUUUUCCAAUUUACUGUUUUCAAAGGAAUAUCCUCUUUUUCAUUUGUUCGGUUUGUUGUGUUGGGACUUCAGUGUAAUAAUCUGCAAAGUAAAGCAGUGUGGCACUCGUACUUCACUAUUCUCUUAAUCUCUGUAUCUUUUAUUUCUUCUUGUGUUUUGGUAUCUUCUCUCUGAGCGCUUUCAUGCCUUUUGACAGCCCUUAUUGCUUCUUUUCUCUCUUCUGAUCUUAUUUCCUACCUCAGGCUGACUCUCACCCUGUCCUGCCCUAUGGACUUGAAGAAUUUCCCAAUGGACAUUCAGACCUGUACCAUGCAGCUUGAGAGCUGUGAGUCUUCUUCUCUUGUUCCUCCUUUUUAUCUCUCUUCCUCUCUACUUCAUCCUCCUGAUAUUUUAUCUGCCUGGUUUUGAUUUGUAACAUCUCUACCUUCUGCGUAGUCCAAGUGAAGAGAACUAUAUCAAAACCGGCUGUUUCAUUUGUGGCUGUUUUUUCGUACUGUAAUUUGUAUUCCAAACCAACCUCAAGUUAACAUUUUCUAAAUUGUUUCCUAGUGAAUCAGUGGUUCAGUCAGAUGACGGGGGUAUUUCAACCAGCCUAAUUUAAUAGAAUAGCAAUGAAAAGGUGUUAUUUAUUUCCACACUGCAGUAUUUUCUAGAUGUGUCGUCAGUCAUAGAAGCUAGCCUACUGCUACGUUGGAUUACAUGCUAACUUCUAUUCAUUUUUUACUACUUGAAGUGUUCUCAGUGGUCUUUCCUUUAAGAUAAUGACAGUUUUAGCCAAAAUCAUGUUACCUGUCAUUUUCAAGGGCUUUUCUUCUGCAGCGCUCCAGUAGAUUAUUAGCAAUUCACCUCUGAGUCUUGGGCGGAGACAGCGCUGCUCUGCACACUUCUUUUCGCAUUAGGUUGCAGUCUAACAUUGCUGGUGUUGUAGAAGUGGCAGGUAACAUAGAAGCUAUUCAGCUCUCGGACACUAAAUGUCUUUAGGGAGAUGGUGAAAGUUAAUAUAUAAUUAGCUUUCUUACACACACUGCAAUCUGCUAACGCACACGCUUGUUCUGCGAUCGUCCUAUUUCUCCGAGCUUGGCUUGCAUAGCGGGGCUUCGAGGGCGGAGCUUGGAUUUGCUACGUAGGAAAUCUAACUGAAUCUGAACCUGCCGUUUGGGUCAGCCAGAGAUUUACAGCAAUUUGAAUGCAGAAAUACUCAGAAAUGAAAUUUCACACUUAGUUUUCUCAUAAUAUGUCCUGUAGCAUCAGAAAAAUGCCAUAUGAACAUGAAGACAACAAGAAAAACAUGAUUUUCAUCAGAGUGGGUCUUUAAAAUGGAGCUUCUCUUCUAAUAUUUUAUAGUUAAUCAUAAUUAAUUGUUUAAAGAGAGCAUGAUUUUUAAGAUGGGUCUGCAUUAUCAAUAGGACAGUUAAAUUAACAUCAGUUGGCUGACAAAAUAAUUACUUGGGAGAAUUAAAUUGCAAUCCAUUGUUUAUUAGCAUUAGUAUGAGUUAAUAGCAUGAGCCAUGUAGCAACAGCAGUACGCUGUAAUCACACAAAGCACACAGUCAGUUGGAAAAACUUGUCGAAAAAAAGGGGAAAAAAAUCCAGAAAUGUGUUUAGGCCUGGACAAAGGAACAAAGGAGAAAAGUUAUCUCACCUUUUCUUCCCUUGACUCUAGCAGAGAUAGUAUGUGCCCUCAUGAAACCAAUUUCCAGGAUAUAAAUAAUAAAACUUUAAUUUUGUGUCCCUUUUAUUAUAUGUGGCCCACCCUCUGUGCCUAGAGGUGACCUAAUUUCCCGUCUCAGGGACAAAAGGAUUUAAGUCUGGCAAAAGGGGAGGAAAGUGACUGAGUAUUGUGCCCUGAAGUCACCGCACCUUCUCCAAAAAAAAAAAACAUUUCUCACAAAUAAAUAAGUCAAGCUGAAUGCUGGUAUCUCUGCCUCUGUCUUUAUCUGAUUUAAUAAGAAAAAGUGGCAUUGUUUCGUAUGGAACUAGUUGCUCUUCUUUACAAGAGGCAGCAUGAUUUAUUUCCGCAAAUUGACCCAGGGACAAACGGAUAAAAAAUCCAAUAAAUUUAGUGUACAGCAAGGCCAUGCAGCAUAAAAACAAAAUUUAAAGAUGUUCUACCCUUUGGGAGUGUAGGAGAUUGGAGACAAAUGUGUGUUUAAAACAGCACUGUGUGUGUGUUUUUGCCUUUGGUGUAAGUAUCUCAUCACAGUACCAUUAGAGGAGACGUAAUCAUUCCUGAUUAAAGUCCUGCUGAGGAUACUUGGCCUUGUGUUGACAAGUGCUAGUACACCACCCAAGGGUGUGAUCACCUUGGCUGGAGCUUGAUGUUAAGGAGGACUUCAUCGGUUUUACUGCCACUGCUGGAGCUGCAGAAAACACCGUCUGUUCUGUGUGAGAAAAUGUGAGGCGACUAGAGGUGGAGAAAUAAAAGGAGUUAUCUUAGAGGUUUAAGAGAGCCAAGGCCAAUCUUCUUUUCUGGCCCUUCAUGCCAAGGGCUUAUAUAGAUAUAUAAAAAUAGAACCAACCAUAAGAUUUCUGCCUUAUUCUGACACAUCAAAGCUCUGUAUAUGCGGCUUAUACCACUCCUCUUUGCCUUGAGCCAAUAGUGUCCAGUAACCUCAAAUCUGUAAGUGAAAAGCAUGAAAAGAAAUUGGAAGCGUAGCCGUGGCUGAAUUAAGAUAGCGGCUUUCAUUAGGUGGACUGCUUUUUAGCAUUUACUGUCAUUACUUUACUCGACCAGGAUAUUCCAGACAAUCUGCCCCAUGAAAUUCAUUUACUUUAUUCCACCUUUGUCAAUUACGGUUUAACGCCUCUAAGCUGGAGCCGGCGGAAGGAAAGACGAUGGCUUUAUUAUCUUAGGGAAGCAUUGGUAUUCCCCUCGCCUGUCACAGCAGGAUGUGUGAAUGACAGUGAAUUACUCUCAUGAACAAGAUAAGUGUGUUUUAGCGGCGUUGUUUUUCAGGCAUGUAGUGCAGGACGGGGUAUAACACUUUGAAUAAUUGAUGUCUUUGUUACUCAGGCCCCAAAGGGUCCCAGUAGACAUCAGUAUUAUUCAGAUGUGGGAGGACUUCUGCUUUGUUGUUGUUGCGUGUGGCAUACAUUUUUAAUGUCCUUAUAAUCAGGUGGAUGUGUCGGCGAGUGCAAGCUUCAAAAUGGGCAGAUAACUGUGUGUUCUGUUUGCAACAUAACUGGCUUGUAAAAAUGAAUGUAGACUCCAUUAUGGUUUACAGUUUUGUUCAUUACCUUUCAUGCACAACUCUGAUAUGUUGCAUACUUAAUUAACUCGGUAUCUUUCAGUGCGUAUUCUGGUCCUCCAUGGUCGCAGACAAAUAUUCUCCUCAUGCCCUCCCUUAUUCUGUAACCUUCAAACAAUCCAGACAACAUGACUGUAGCUGUGGCAGUUGACCUUUACUGUGACAAACAUGAUGGCAGAGAGAAGCUGGUAGCUAGGCAGAUGGGCAGAAGCGAGCGCAGUCCUCCAAGUUACCUUCUCGUUCUCUCUCUCUCUCUCUCUCUCUCUCUCUGAGUCUAAUUAGCCAGUGUUCUUGGUGUUGCUAUGUAUGCCGAGUUUUUAUACCAUGGUAACAAAAGCCUAAUUGGUUUUAAGAAUGAUAACAGGUUCAUACUUGACUAGUAUAGAUGUUCAACAAAGCAAUCAACAAAUGUGGAUAUUUCCUUACAUCUUUUCUCUUUCACUCCCAGCCAUGUUAUUUUCAUGUGUAGUUAUUAAAGAUGGCGUUACCCAAGAUGACAUAUUUCUUACUUUUUUAACUGUUUAUAUCCAUUUCUUCACCUCUAUAUCCUCUCUGUUCUCUUUUCACAGUUGGUUACACCAUGAAUGACUUGAUCUUCGAGUGGCUGUCUGAGAGCCCUGUUCAGGUGGCUGAUGAUCUCACCCUCCCCCAGUUUGUGCUAAAAGAGGAGAAAGAUUUGGGCUACUGCACAAAGUAUUACAACACAGGUAUGAAAUUAACUCCAUUGGAGAUGUCUACAUCAAAAAUCUGAGCACGCUACCUGAUUUUUCUUUCAGAUAAACAUUAAAAAAUAACCUCUAUCAUUCGUCCUUAAACAUCAAUCUUCAUUAAAUCUCCAUAUACAUCAAAACGGUAACCAAAAACUAACACUUUCUUUGAAGUCCCACUCCGGUCAUGCUUUUUUUGUUGUUUGUUUUACUACUUCAAGUGUUUUCAGUGGUCUUUAAAUAGUUUUUAGCCAAAAUCACAUUACCUGUGACAUUUUCUAGGGUAGUAGAAGUAGCAGGUUACAUAGGAGCUAUUCAGCUCUCGGAGUCUGAUGUCUAUUUCUAUUUCUACGAGCUUGCAUAGCGGGGCUCCGGGGGCGGAGCUUGGAUUUGCUAUGUAGAAAAUCUCACUGUAUCUGAACCUGCCAUUUGGGUCUCCCAGCAAUCUAAAUGCAGAAAUACUCAGAAAUGCAAUCUGCACUUACUUUUCUCAUGAUAUGUCCUGUAGCAUCAGAAAAAUGAACACGUAGACAACAAGAAAAACAUAAUUUUCAUCAGAGUGGGUCUUAAAGCAAAUAUGCUCUGUGUUUUUCAGGUAAAUUCACGUGCAUUGAGGUGAAGUUCCACCUUGAACGUCAAAUGGGCUACUACCUGAUCCAGAUGUAUAUCCCCUCACUCCUCAUCGUCAUUCUCUCCUGGGUGUCUUUCUGGAUAAACAUGGACGCUGCGCCAGCCAGAGUGGGCCUGGGCAUCACCACGGUGCUCACGAUGACCACACAGAGCUCUGGCUCAAGAGCCUCACUGCCCAAGGUGGGUGACAAGAUAGUUUGUAGUGAACAGAAUAACUACCCAGAUUAGUCUGAUGUUAAGUAUGACCUUCAGAUGUUUUAAUUUACUUUGGGAAAGCUCUCAUGGUAUGUAUCUUGUCCACGGUCGACAAAUGCCCUACAAAACAAGUGACAGACACUCCUUGGAUAAUGGGACAUCUGUAAAAAAAAAGGCAUUUGCAGGAGGGUUUUAGAACAGGCUGACCCAUUACAGCAUAUCUGGUCAUAAAAUGCUGACUUUGCAUGAGGCAGAUCCUGAUUUAGGACAGAGCCUCACCAGGGAGCAGACAUUAGAGGGCCAGGUGAGGUGAGGUGCUGCACUCUGGCAUGCGAAAGGCACACACAGGUUAGAGCACAAUGUACCCGGGGAGAAGGUUAGAGAGGGGGGCCGCAUUAUACUGACACUACAGUAAAUACAUUUUUAAUAGACAACAGCCAGCCAAUCAGAAAACUGCUUUAUAAUACCUCACUUCCAGCCAACAGUGUAGGGAGACGUUCUGAAUCAGUGCACAAGGUGUAUUAGAUUGCCAGUAACCAUAGCAACAGCACUCUGAGCUGGUUCGACACUACCACUUAAUGCUUACAGUAGUUGUAGAGUUCAACUGCAAAUCUUGUGCAUUUUGACCCCAGGGAAGUUAUUUUUUCACUUUUAUCUACCCAAGGAAUAAUCAUUAAAGACACCAGAGUCCUUAUUCACAACCACUGCGACGUACAUUUACACUCUGAAGCUGCUGUGCACAACCACAGAUUUAUGUGCCUACCACUGAGCAGCAAGAGGCACCCAGUGUUGGUAAUAAAGGAGUGGGAAAAGUGUCUUUUAAGUCUUUACACCUUGAAUUUUUAUUUUUUUAUUCAUGGUUUUUUAUUCGUCCCUUUUGGGUGGCUAUUGUUCUAAGAUUUUUAGUCUUUUAUUGUGUUUAUUCCUGUUUUAUUUCUACAUUAUUUUGCAUUUUAUUGUUGGGAUUUUAUGUUUUUUAAAGCUCUUUGUCAAUUCUGUUUUGUUGCAUGCAAUUUAAAUAACCGUCUUUUCAUGGUAAGUGUUAUCAAUUCAAUAGGACACUAGAUAAACAUUGCCACAGGACUCUGUCUCUAUGAGAAAGUGUGUUUACCUUCUAAAAUGUCUUGAUGUAAUUUUCAUGAGUUUGUCAUAAACCCUUUGAUAGAGCUUGUUGUGAAAUUGAGUAGAUAAGCUCUCUGCUUCAUUCUGUUCCUUCUCAAACUGUUUAUUUUUGACAUACAUAUGUUGUGUGAAUUUAUCUUUGACAUGUACAGUUGUUUGCUGAAAAGAAAGAAAGAAUGAAAGAAAGUAGAAAUAUCACAAAGCAAGUGAGCUCAGAAGUGAGCAAAGCUACGAGUUUCUGUCCAUUGACAUUGAGCUUCGCUACACAAAAGUAGAGAUAUAGAGAUAUAGAUGAAGAUGUAGAUAUAAUGCAGCUAAAGUAACAUCUCAAUAUCCUGCAGGAUUAGAUUGUCAGCUUCAAUUAUUGUCGUGUUUUGGCUGAAACUGAUUCAUAGCAGCUUGUUGGUUGAGAGCUCCAGGCUGCGGCCAAUCAAAGCGCUCCACGAUGCCACAACUCUGUUCAGGAAAAAUGUAGUUUUUCUACAUGCUACCAUCAGACGACAGCAACCCUACAAACAAGCUAUUCAGAAAAGUAGUUAAGCUCUAUAUAAUUCUGUCACGGCCUAUCGGUGUUUUGUGUUUUUUGACAACUAAAACAGCAAAAACUUGAUCCCAAAAUAUCCAAACAUAAUGUUGAUACAAAAGUCCUCCUCCUAACACUUGGCUUUGAGCACAAACAGAGACCAAACAUGAUGCAACAGCCUGAAAUUCAAUUGAAAAACAGCUUUCUUUAGGAGGAUAACAAUGGCGAAAAAGGGGUUUCUGAUGAGAAAUGUUUUGGACUAUUUUUUGUCAGGAUUGAUUGAAAACUACUCAGCAGGUGGUAAAUGGCAUGUUAGUGCAGUGGAAAUUAAUUUGUGACAGCUGGGCAGAAACUCUAAUGCAGAAGGUGCUAAUUAAAGCGUUUCUAGGGCGUUUUCAGGUUUGGACAGAAGUCACAAAUUGCACCCCACUGAUGUGUCUCAUCCUACGUUUUUAUUCUUUGUUCAUCAUCUGUAACAGUCCACAAUCUACUUCUCGACUGAGUGAAACCCCACACAAAGUUUGUAUAAUGGACAUUACUGAUUUGUUGUGACAUAUCUUCUGUUUAUGAAGAACCGGGGCAGAGCAUUGACCUGUCUCAUGGCUGUGUGUCAGCUGCCCACAUCCGUCUGACUCAUUACCAUUCUCCCUAAAGAUGUGUGUCAUUACGUGCCAGAGCUAAAAAAAAAUGUGUGUCAUUACAUGCCACAGCUGAAGGAUGUAUAGACAACCCACAGCUAUACAUAAUCCUUAUUGAUUGGCCGUCUGUGACACCGUGGCCUUGUGUGGUUUUUUUUCCCACCCAGGUGUCUUAUGUGAAGGCCAUUGACAUUUGGAUGGCAGUGUGCCUUCUCUUUGUGUUCGCCGCCCUGCUGGAGUACGCUGCCGUUAACUUUGUCUCAAGGCAACACAAGGAGUUCAUCAGGCUGAGGAAAAAACAGCGGCAGCAAAGAAUAGUAAGUGUAAAUCUCACACGCACACUCACUGACACACAUCAUACUGGGUUCUCAUACAAACAGAGCUCACAGACAUACUCUGUGGUCCCUGUCAGCCUCAAUAACAUUGACCCUGGCCUCUUUCUAUUGUGUCACGCUGUAUAUUCAGGAACUGACACCAUCAACAUGCUACAGCUGACUGUCACACAACACGAGCAAGAUUUACUCAUUUCGGUUCGGUUUGUAAAUAUUGUAACCUCUCAGGAUCCUUUCUAAUCCUUUCCUUCUUCACAGCAUGUCACACAAAUCAACAGCCCAAAACUACAACCCUGCGGCACUCCGAUAUGCCAGCCUGGUAUUCAAACUGCAAUAUUUAUGAGUUAUUCUGACAUAAUAUGAGCAAGAGGGGACAUGUUUACUAUUCUUUAAACUGCUGUUUCUUAACUACAAUUUACUCAUAACAUAGCUGUGUUAAUAAGUCGAAACAGAUAUCCUGCCAACAGUUAGAGUUAGAAAGCUUUUUUUGUUGUUGUUGUUUCUUUCUUUAAAGCCAAACGAGAAAGUCUUUCCCCUUUAGUGCAUGAUACUCGAGCAUCCACAGGAAGAAAAAACAAACGCGUUAAAGAAAGCAAAAAAUUAUCGACUGAUAUAAAAAUGGACAAAAAACAGUGGAUAAUGUAGUCUAUAACACGCAGAAUAAAAUUAAGAUUACACAAGAGAUAGUUUAUAUUACAUAAAAAAUGUUAAUUGCACAGCAGAUGAUGAGCAUUGCAAAGAGGAUGAUGCACACUGUACUAAAGAUUAAACAUUUUGCACAGACAAUGAAGUAUAGCUCAGUUAAAAUGUAAAAGGUCAAUUAAGUGUUAUUCUUCUUGUGCAUUAGGGUAAAUUAAAGCGUGUAGCAUUUAAAGGUUGAUUCGUUAUGAUAAUAUUUCAUAACCUUACCUCAUAUCCUCCUGUAAUACAUUUUGAUAAUGCCCCAAUUACCAAUGAAAUUUGAGGCGCCACCUCCCUCUAAGGUGAAAAGUAAACAAACAAAAUGUUUGUCUUUCUGUGAAUAUUAUACAUUUUCACACAUAAAGGAUAGAACAAUAGGUGAAUAAAUGAUGGUCGAAAUGAAAAUAAUCGUUUUGGUUAAAGAGUGACUGACAGAGUAACAUCUUUUAUUUAACAUCAACUCAUUAUUGUAGCUUCCAUUUUACUGUCAGAGUAUUUCCCUUGGACUCUGGUCCUCUAGAAAGUUCCCCUAAUAGGGGUCAGGCUCUAAACCUGUGGGUUCAAACACAUUGCACUGGGUCUGAGCAAGAAGUGUCGGUUUUCUGGUCCAAUGUCCACUGCAGUGAACGAGGUAGAGACGUGUUUGGAGUUGAAUUAUUUCUAAAGUGGUCAAACUUGCUGCAUCCGCUGAUCGAGAAAGGCUCUGGUGACUCUUGCAGUUUGGAUGUUCACAGAAGAUAACAAGAGAAUUCCCCAGGAUGGCAGGUCUAUAUCUAUUUUAGAAGUUAUUUCAAAUGUAAAAGGACAUUAAUUGAGUGAGGGUAGAUGUUUUACUCGAUGAUCAUAAAUCAAAAAAUAUUUUUAAAAAGGAGAGGCAAAGUGCAACCGAAUUUGAAAACUAGGAAUUUGGCAUCAAUUCCAUUUCGAGACAUCCCUCUGGCUCAUUGAUUUAUCUAUCAAAAUGACAGAUCACUUGACAAACCAAUAAAAUAAAAGAUAAAUUAAACAUGUGAAGGUAAACAUGCCCAUCUUGAUCCAUCUCUCUUGUCUCCUCGCCUCUGCCGUGAUGUCUAUCGUGAGAAUACUAAAGUAAGAUCAGUAACCAGAGACGUUCGCCUUCAGAUCUCGCUGCCAGAAAGCAUCAUAAAGCUGUGUAAGCGUUACACAUUUCUCACAGGACAUUGUAUCUGUUCAGCUGAAGUUUCAUGGGGGAAGAACAGGUGUUCAGGGUGUGGAGGGGGAAUGACAGAGGCGCCGAUCUCUCGUUACAAGUCAGUGUCAUCAAGUUUUUAAUCACUUUAAUCUCAGCUUUUAUGCUUCAUUAGGAUCACGUGGGCUUGGUUUAUUCAGAGAAUCCCUCAAGUUUGAUCCGUCAUCCUCAGCCAGAUCUGAGGUGGUACACAACACAUGCACAACAGCCAAGACGCAUCAGCACAAACAGUGAACCCUUGUGUCAAAUAACCAAAACUGUUUAAACCUGGAAGAAAAACUGCUUUCAUUCAGGAGACUAUCACACAUCACAACUCUUUAUCUCAGGCUCACUACUCUCUCGCUUAACAGGUGCCAAAAGCAAUGUGUUGUCAUUUCUAUAUUAAGCUGUGAGAAAUCUUAACACAUAACAUUGCUCUCUUCACACAUGAACUCCUGACACUUUCUAAAUCAUCUCAGGACAUUCACGGUUGGAAAUAAUCUGGAUCGGAUGCACUUUCAUAGCUCAAAAUGUUCAUUUGGUUCAGACAGGUAGGUAGUUUGAUGGCAUGUGCAUAGGGACAGGGUUGUCUAAUAUUUCUAUGAUUUGCCCGACUACAGUGGAAAAACAAUUCACAAGCACAUCAGGUUUGUAGAAAAGAGUAUAAAGCAGCAAAAUUCAGCUCAGUUACAACAUCAUCACAAUGUCCACUCAUUUGCUGUGGUCAGCAAUGCACCCUGACUUCACAUGGAUUUGUUUUUAUUUUGUGUCCACCAGGAAAAAGUCUGCAUAAAGUCAGGUGAUUCAAUUUGGCUGUUUGCGUCAACUCAUGCAGCUCUCCUGACCGGUAUGAGAAUUUUUUCAGGAGUGCAGCCCAUGAGUUAAUAUGAAGAAAUGAGUUAAAGUGUUACUUUAGAUAUGUCAUGGGUCAAAAUCUAAAAGCAUAAAACAAAUAAAAAUAGAAUAGAAAUAAAAAAAAAAAAUACUGCCUCCAAACAUAAAAGUAACUGUUUUAUUAUCUUUAUCCCAAAUUAUUCCCCUUUCAAAAACCCAUGACUGAAACCGUGAUCACCUUUGGAUGCAGCUUUCAAGUUGACAAAUACAAAGGUUUUACAAAGAGAAGAGAGACCUCUCACAGGAGUCCCAGAAAGGUUUUUCUCGAGAGAAGCAGUUGGGACAUCUUGAAAAUCCCAUUAAACAGCUCACUGAGUGUGCAGCUUCCCAGACUCAUGGCAAAGUUCCCUGUGGAAGCAGAAGAGUCCAGCAGAUUUACCGGGCAGUCUGCCCUGUACCUCGUUACAGGACAAAGAAAAUGAUGGUCUGUAGAGGAAAGGACUUCCCCUGUCCACAUCAGCUGCACAAUUACUCCCACUGUGGAGUUCCACAUCACAAACUAUCCAUCUGAGAGGUAUUGAUGCAUGACCUGAUCUGUGGUCCUGAUGGAGUGUACAAAUCCCAGACUGACCAAUUCAAUCAAUGCUCUCCUGCAACUGUACUCUGCUGUUUUUGAAGCCAAACCAGCCGCAGCAAGUACAUCCACACAUCCUCGAAGAGGGCAAAAUGAAAUACAGCUUCUACUUUUAGUCUCUACAGAAAUAACUCAAACUGGCAUCUUGAGGAUGCUUUAUUAGUCUUCAAAGCUUAAACAACCACAGAUAAUGUCCUGUGUUAUCACACUGGCAGUGCCACUCUCAUUAAAAGCUGAGAAUGCCUGCUUGAGUUUGUUGUGUGAAUUUGAAGUUUGCACCUUUGAUGACUUUAUUUUUAGCGCAGUUUAGGUCUUUGUAUCAAAUUAAGUAAGGAGGAAUUUUGUCUCUGUGAAGUGUUGUCACAUGAUUCCAAAACUAAUCAUGAAAUCAACUGAAACUAUUCUUUAGACGGGCAACAAAUGAAUGUUAAAGAAGAUGAAAUAAAGAACAGUAACCUUUAUUUGAAUUUGUCUGCGUUCCUUUCUGCUGGAGGUGUAUUCCACUCAGCCUGGGAGUGUUGAGACGGUGAAGAAAGAGAAUGAACUCCCCGAUAACAGCUCAGCCAUCAAGAAUCUGAGUGAUCACUGCAGCGCCUGUGCUAGGGUAACAGAAAGAUAUUGAACCCUAUGCAACCCCUGACCUUGAAACCCAGUUCAUGUCCUGCAACCUGCAUCUUAAACCUGAAUUUAUCCUGCAACUAAACCCACUCUGUGCUGGUCAUGUCCUGUCACUAUAACCCUGUCUUUCUGACCUCCUGUCCCUGAAAACUAACGCCACUAACUUUGAAUAACUAUCCACAAAUCUUCUCUUUUAUAUAACCAGUUUUUAAGGCUGAUUGAAAUUCAUUGUGCAUUUUUCCUUCUGCUGGCUUGUUGCCUGGCUUUUAAUCUCUCUUUUUUUCAGGGCAGCCUUCAGAGUGUUUUUACAGAGGAAAAAGGAAAGUAGUCUGCCAUUAAAACGUUUUAAAUAAAAGUUCUACAUUAAAUUUCAAGAAUUUUCUGAUGUGAGCUAAAUGUUAAAAUCAUCAUGAAUAUGAAGCUACAGCUAGCUGAUGGUAGCCUGUUACGUUGAGGGGAAACAGCUAAUCUAUGCUAGGUUAGUAAAUCGAGUUUACACUACAGAUAAAACAGUGGUCGACUAACAACUGACUUAAAGGGAUAUAACGGCGUAAAAUUAAGUUAGGGUGAAACACACCAUAACACCGAGUAAAACACCCCGUCGGGAGAUGAAUGUUGCCGACUGCUUGCUUCUCUAGUUAUACCAACUUUAGUAACGACCGCAGACAGCAAUACAGAGAGCCACGUGCUCAACCAAAAAGCCAGAACAGCACCUAACUUCAUCAACAGGACAUAUAGGGUCCCAGCCAUAGUACUAGCCACCAAACAUCUUUUUAGCUUUGCCUAAUUUCUUUAGCAAAGAGACUAAACACAACUCACCUACUCUCUUCCAGCAGCCGUUUGUUUGUACGGAGACCUCUGGGCGAGUCCAUCAACUGCAGGGGGGUGACGCAGCUCAAGAAAGAACAUUUAUGAUCGUUUCUUAAUCAUUUCCUUAAAGCUAUAAUCACCAUAUUAAUUAUUUUGCACUGCAGACGCAGUAGUUCUUCUGCCUUAGCGUCUCGGUCUGAUUGCAUUUCCAUAAAGAAAUGAUCAUAAAUGUUCUUCCUUGGGCUGUGUCACCCCGCUGCAGUCGGUUGACUUUCCCGGAGGUAGUUUGCACAAACAAGCGGCUGCUGGAAGAGAGUAGGUGAGUUGUGUUUAGUCUCUUUGCUAAAGAAAUCAGGCAAAGUUAAAAAGAUGUUUGAUGGCUAGUGCUAUGGCUAGGACCCAAUAUGUGCUGUUGAUGAAGUUAGGUGCAGUUCUGAACAUUAUUUGUGGCUAAAGAGUGGCUUUUUGGUUGAGCUUGUCGCUCUCUGUAUUGCUAUCAUACGGUCGUUACUAAAGUUGGUAUUACUAGAGAAGCAAGCAGUCGGACACGUUCAUCUCUCGACGGGGUGUCUAACUCGGUGUUACAGUUUGUUUGAACCUAACUUGAUAUAUCCCUUUAACUUUCAGCAAGGAGGAAAAAAAAGAGAAAAUAUGUCAGAUAUGAAGCUGCUACCAUUGAGGUUUUAAGUUCUUUUAACUUAGCAUUAGCAUUAUUUCUUUCAGAGCCCAAAAGUUAUGCUAGCUAUAUCGCGUAUACACCAUACAGUUUAUUAAACCUAUUUUACAUUUCAUUUGCUUGGAAAUAGGCUUGACUUAAUCCAUUAUUAUGGCACAUUAUGGUCAGGCCUGUUGCUGUGACCAGCCUAUCAGUGUUUUAUAGAUAAAUACAAUAUAUGGAUCCAAGUCGGCUUAUGGCUAGCAUAAAAAAAGAACCAUGUGGACAUUAACUUUAUACUCCACAGAGCCUGAUUGUGAUAAUGCAAGCAGUCUCAACUGAUCUUAUGCCAACAAAUCACAAAGUGUUGCUGCUGCUGAGAGCAUAAAUGAUGAGCACCUAUUAUCUUUAGAGAAAUGCACCAUUAGCCUUUAGCACAUGAUGUACUGUGUCGCUUAGGAAGGAGUGGGAGUGAUAAUUAAGCAGUGCUGGAAGAGCUACAACUCCCCGACCCUUCUGCUGUUUAGCGUAUUUGUCAGUUAGGAAUGGGAGGGGGACUAGUUAGCAAACACAAAGUUAUUCACAACCAGGCUGCUGUUACACUAAAUGAAACACUGUGUGGGACAAAUUUAACAGUGAGAGACAAGCAUGAAACACAUUAGGGGUAUUGGAUCUCUGACAGGAGCUGGUAGUUCCGUCUCAUCCUGAUGCCAAGUCCAGCAGAACUGUCAGGGUCAGAGAAAGAGAGAAGCAGAGCUUUCAGGACACUUCACUUUGACUACUAAUCAUCCAAUUUAGAUCCCACAUCUUCACUUCCCCCUGCUAAAGUGAAUCUCUCCAAGUGUCAGAGCGGCUGUCAGACUUAAGCUGCGUGUCUAUUAAUAUUCUCUUCAGAGGGCGGAGACCAUGUCUCAUUCAGCGUUAAGAAAAAAAAAAAAAGUGUGCCCCACCACCCUGCCAUUCAUCAAAGCAUAAUGCCAUGUGAAAGGGUUUUUGGUGCAGCUGAGAUCAUGACUUUUUAUUAAUAGGCAUUUUGAAAAGGCUGUCACUCUACAACCUUUUGAAAAGAGCCGGGAAGGAGGGGUGGAGGUGAACUGUUUGGAUUGAGUUCAUAAUUAAAAGUCAUUUUCUUCCCUCGAACAGUGAUGCUCUCUGAUUCUCCUCGAAAAGCUUAAUUGAUUAUUAAAAAUGUGUAAAAGCUUUCUACAUUGUUCCCAAGGUUUUAAGAUUUUUGAGAGUCUUUUAAAGCUGCAGUGAGAAAGUUUUCGGUUUGCUGUGAUUUUGGCACUGAAUCAGUUGUUGCUGAUUUUAUCCUGUCUGCAUGUAAUCACUCAGUAUGUUUACAUGACACUUGAGAAAACUGAAUUAUUGCCUUAUUCCGAUUAAGACCGGACAAGUGAAGUGCAUGUAAACACCUCAGUCCAACUAUGAUCAGAGUUUGAGAACUCAGAUUGGAGUCGGAGUAUGAUCGGACAAUGCAUGUGCGAGUGCGCCAUGCCCCCGUAACUCUGGAACAAAAACACUAGAGAAGAGGAGUAGCGUGCACCUCAUCUACAAGAAAAGUAGUGCGUACAUCAUGUACGACAAAAACAACGCUGUACGAUGCUCCAUCUUCUUGCUCGAAAAUGCCCAGCAGCAGUUGUAGCCUCUUCUGACGUCUGGCACAGACCUGCUGUUGUUGUUGUUGACAGUCGUAUGGGGUUGGAAACAGCGCCACUGCAAAGAUCCAUAUUACCCCUUAGUUUUGUGGAGGAGGACGUGUUCACAUCAAUAAUUCAAUUUUCUCAGCUGGAUGUAUACGCUGACAAGGAGAGGAGUCCGAUUUGGCGAAAAAAAUCAAACUAUGAGCUUGGUCUGAUUAAGCUGUGCAAGUAAACACACUGACUGUUUCUUUAAAAUCAAUGUCAACCUGCUUUUUUCUAACAUUCAAAUGCAUCACUCCUCAAUGAAAGCCAACGCGUUAAUCGUUCGGUCUGACACCUAACCUUGCAAGUGGUUUCAAACAUUAUAAAUAAUAGUCACCCUUCUUGUUAAUGCUCUUGUUUUCUUGUUUGUAUUGAUUUCAGUUUGUUUCGGGACCAGCUCGAAACCUCUCACAGGAGCUUUAACAAACAAGCUUGCGAGAUUUUGAUGCACCAAAAAAAAAAAAAAAAAGGAUAUGCUCGUGCAAGUUCCCGUUUUGCAAACAAAAAUGAAACAUGAUUUAUCAUCUCCACGUCUUAAUACUUGAAUAGAAAGUAUUUUUACUGUAAUGGUCACCCACAAAAAGCAGAAACUAGCGCUGGUUCUCUUUUCCCAGUACGAUAAGUAGAAUGUGUCUUCUCUAAAGUCAGAUAAAAAAAAAUGUUUUCCCCUGCUGGAUGUUGCACUCCGCUGCCCUUUUGUGCCUCUGCAACCCAAUGCAUUUGGGAAUCAGCCACUGCAAGGAAAUGUAAAAAGCUGUAAGCUAAUUCUUACUGACAGCGAGAGGCCAAUCUCUUUUCCCUAUGCUUGACUCCACAGGAGGAGGAACUGGUGAGGGAGAGCCGUGGUUUUUACUUCCGGGGUUACGGGCUCGGCCACUGCCUGCAGAACAAGGAUGGUACCGCUGUGGAGGGGUCUACCGUGUUCACCACCCCUCCGCCUCCUCCUCCGCCCGUCACCAUGUUUGACGGGGAGAUGGUUCACAAGCGUUUUGUGGACCGCGCCAAACGCAUCGACACCAUCUCCAGAGCCGUGUUUCCCCUGAGUUUCCUCAUAUUUAACAUCUUCUACUGGGUCACUUACAAAGUGCUGCGACAUGAGGACAUCCACGCCAAUUUGUAAAAAAAAAAAAAAAAAAAAAAAAAAAAAAACAGCUCUCUGCUACAUUUAAGGGUUUUUUCUUCUCAGAACCAAAACUGCCUGUCAGAUCUACUAAUACAGUGAAGAAAUGUGUCGAGAGGCAUUAUCUGCUUCUUAAAACAACUGCUUAAAACUUUGUGCUCAGGUGCGUCUUCAGGAUCUCAGAUGGGGAGUGAUUAAGCCGAGAGAUGAGUUUAAGCUGCCUGGAUUCAGGCUGGUGUUGUAUGUUCGUUUCUGCCUUGGUUUUUUUGAUUCGUGUGGACUACAACAGAGACAAAAUACAGCUGGUACUUUGUGGGUUCGUGACCUUUGUUUGAGAGUUGAGCUGAGUGGGUGUGGAUCCUGGCUGGAUGAGAUAUACUGACUUGAAUUUUGACACUAAGCAUCUUUGAAUGAAUGUUUUUGAAAAUUCAAAAGAUAAUGGGUUUUUUACACCUUUAGAUUAUAAAAGGGGUAUAAAUGGGUGAGAUGGGGGGGAUGGGUCUUUGAUAUUUAUUAAUAUUCAAGUGGUGUUAAUUCAAUUUAGAUUAUAUAUAUAUAUAUAAAACAGUGUAUAAAGUGUACAUAUGCAAAGCUCUUCAUUAAACUGCACAAAGCACAAAUAUGUAUUUCCUUUUGUCUAAAUUUAAAUAAAUUGUUAUUCUGCCAGGAAA
Messenger RNA from Xyrichtys novacula (pearly razorfish), 58204 nucleotides. Lineage: Eukaryota; Metazoa; Chordata; Actinopteri; Labriformes; Labridae. The record is from the annotation of a GenBank genome assembly.